Molecule: messenger RNA, 72589 nt
Organism: Xyrichtys novacula (pearly razorfish)
Lineage: Eukaryota; Metazoa; Chordata; Actinopteri; Labriformes; Labridae
Source: the annotation of a GenBank genome assembly
AUGAAAGUUACAUGUCUGAGAGGAUUUAACUACGACUUCCCUGAAUAUGGUGAGUACUCUUCUUCUUUUGUAUCUCUGGUAGAUAUGUUUUAUUAGCUGACAGUUUAAGGUGUGUCUUUAUCUCUGACUAAAUAUACUGAGAGGGGAAGUUCAUGAUUAAACUAUGUGCCAGUCCGUACGUAUACCCAAGUGUUGCGACACCCUUAUUUAUAGCUCUUUGACAUGCCCAAAGGUGACUGCAAUAUCAAAUAUUAUUGCCUGUUUCUACAGCUUACAGCUCAAGACGCCGUGUAACAUGCAGUACACAUGUUCAGAAAGUUCAUACAGCCAGUUUCAUUUUCUGUUGUCAGAGUGUAUUUCUCUUCUAGGGCAUGAGACGACAACUUCUUCUUCUCAGCCUUUUAUUUCUCUUCAUCUGUGUGUUUUUCUGCUUGUUCAGUCCCUCCAUCUAAUUACAUGUUUUUGAUUCAGCCAGCCUUUACAACUGUAGAAAUACAGGUAUUGGGCUUACCCAGAGAGGCACUGGCAAUGCCAUUAGGGUACACUGAAUGGCCUAAGGGUUUGUUGCCAAGGGGACAAAGCAAACAAACUGUUGUGUUGCUUUUGUUGUCACACAUGUAAAGGGAACAGGAGUAGUACUAACACCUUUCCAGGUACUUAUAAUUAAUGUGUAAAUACACGGUGCCUCGCUGUGUGUUACAUAAAAAUGUUACCAUUCUUAUUCAUCAGACGAGUCACAUGUUUGCUAAACUUAUUAGUUUGUAUAUUUUUAAAUGAUAAAAUUAAGUGAUUGUUCCCGUUAAAACAGCUUUGUAGAGUCCACACACCUGUGACUUUUUAAAAUCGCAACAGAUCUAUAACUGUCAGGUUGACUACAGUCUUUCUGUGCGUACUUCUGGGAAAGCAAACUUGUCCUGUUAUAACUGGCUUACACCUCAUACUCAUGAGUGUCACUCUCAUCCACGCUUUAACUGAAAGAAAGGUUUUGUGUGUGUUUAAAAAUAAGUCGACUUCAUGUUCAUGUUUAGUUCUUUCUGUUUUUGGCUGUACUAUAGGCGCGUGUGCUCUCUGUUUGCAUGCACUCAGUAUUGUCCUCCUUCAUACGUGUGUGUGUGUGUGUGUGUGUGUGUGUAUUAAUAGUCAGUCUGUAUUUUGUUAUUUGCACUGUACAUACAUUUAAGUCCUCAGUACUAAACUUGAACUUUUUAUAAACAUUAUGCAUUUUUUUAAAAACUUUAAUAGUCUGCUUCAUCUCAUAUCUAUAUGUCUUAUUUUAAUCACUUAGUAUAUUAAUAUCCAGAAAAAUGUUGAGGGGAUGUGCUUUUAAUAGACUGUUACUUUAAAAAAAUUGCUAUGUGAGAGUUAAAAAUAAGAAAAAAACAUGUUAUGAAAAAUAUUAUUAUGCAGAUUAAUUUUAUUUGUAUGUUCUGUCUUUUUAGAAAGAAAAAAAGGAUCUGUAAUUUAAACUUCAUUCUGGCUGGUUUUGCUCCAGGCUAUUUCAGCUACACCAGUAUGCAACUUCUGUGCCUCCUCUGUGUCUUUUUUAGACUCCACAGUAAUUUUCCUAAUAUCCCUGCUCACCAUUAAGGACAUUUGUAGGUUUUUAAGCUUUUUAGUUUCUACAUAUUAUUAAAUAAUUUAGAACAAAAUAAAAUAAAAAAAGAUUCCGUUACAUUUUUAAUCAAACUCAAAGGGAAUGUAUAGUAGACCACUAUAACCACACUGUUUCACAAACACAUGAGAGAAGCACAGGAGGGCUCAGCUAUGAUGUCUGGUUAUUUAAGGUGUCCUGUACUAUAGUUUAAAAUAACAACAAACACGCACAAGUGUAAUCGUGACACACCCUAAUUUCAAACUUUUCGUCAGCUCGGAAAAUGUUUUUCUACCCUCCUAUGAGUCAUAAUGUUGAUUACCUUCUCCCUCACUGAGUUGUCUCAUUAACCCUUUGUGGCCCUCUCCAUCUUUUACGGCCUUCCACAAAAACCAGGAUGAAACGAGGGAGAAAAACAAGCCCAGUUCUGAAGGCCCUCAAUAACCUUUUAUCACAAUUUAGCAAUAACCUGAAUCAAUUUGAUGUCUUAAGCAAUAAAAUAUGCUGUUGCACUCCUAUUUCUGCUGCUCCUCGGAUGACAGUAAAUUUACAUUUUUUAAUUAAACUAGCUGGAAUUUUUAUUAGGGGGCUGGGCUAUGCUAAUGGGAAUGUUGUGUACAGCAGAUUAACAGAGUUUUGAAAUAAAUUUAACAGGGAGACAUUUGGAGGAAAAAAAAUGCGAGUCAUUGUCUUUAACCUCUUUCAUGCCGAUUUCUCCUGGGGGAUCUGUGUAUUCUAAGGAGCCUUGUCAGGGAAGAGUGCUUCUCAGCAACGAGGUGAUUAGUAUCGCCUUGUCAACCGAGGAAAAACACCUCCAUUCUCAAGAUUUAUUUUUUAACACCUUUUUUAGAAAAUAAAAAAACAUUUUUCUUAUUGCUGAUAUUUGCAGUUUAAAACAGAAAAAAAAUUAAUUAACUCUUUUGAAAUGCAUAAAAAUUAUGUGCUUCAAUAAAACAUUUUUGAAACGUUAAAAUCAGAAUUCUUCUAAAUUUUAUUUUAGGAGUAAAAACCCUUUUUUGGUGAUUCUUCAAUUUAACUUUCCCGUCAAAACUAACACUUUAUAAAUGUCGUUGGUUUUACACCUAAAACUGAGAAGAACUACUGAAGAAGAAGAAGUGUCAAAUACAGUAGUUAAUAGGAACGUAUAUGUUUGUGUAGUUUUAUGGUCCGCUCUCAGCAUUUGAUUGAUGUUACACAAGGCUGUGUGUUAUGCCUGGUUUAAGCAGAGUGGCAGGGGAGAGAAAGGGGGAACAUAGACAGCAGACAAGAGGAGGGUGUUGUGUGUGUGUGUGUGCGUGCGUGCUAGUGUAUGUGUAAGAGUGUGUGUGUGUGUGUGCGUGUGUUUGUGUGUGUCGGGGGGGUAGACAGAAAGAGAGGGACAGCUGAGUCCUGAUUGAGCAUGUGCCCAGUCAUCAGACACAAGCCACCCAACACCGUAAUUACCUUAACCCCUGUCUUUUAAUACCCAAAUCACACCAACUGGCCUUUUUUCCCCGGUAGAAAGAGGAAACAUUAGAGAUCAAACGAUCAAAUAAACUCCAGAUGCACGUGGGCUGCCAUGCAUCUUGCCGCAGUAGCCAAAGUGUUCAGGGCUACUUGAUAUGGGCCAGGAGCAAGGCAAGUGGCAUCACCACCCCCUUUCUUCAAUCCUGUGCACUCAUGCAGUGGCCAGCACCUAAUUAAAACCUCAAAGCUCCCCGUCACCAAUCUGGAGUAAUGGCCUAAUUAAUACUCGGUGAAGAAAUAUUCCGGAAUGAUAAACAGGUUGCACCUUGGGUCUUCAUUGCCUUUAUCAUCUUAAAUAUAACGGGCUAAGUUUUAUUAUCACAGAUAAUGCAUGUUUGUUAAACUGCUCUCUGCUAAAAUGAAGGGAAAUUGAAAUGGUAAAAUUAUCUUUUUAAUUAUACUAUCUAAAAAGGAUGGCAGUUAAUUAUAAGUUAUAUCAUUAUAUCAAGACAUUUUUUAUCAUGUAUUAUUUUCUUUAAAAAAAAAAAAAAAAAAAGGACAGUCUUUUCCCUUCAUAUUUCUUACUCACAUUUUUCAGUCUUACAAGCCGAAAAGAAAUCUCGCUGCUGAAUUUGCCGUGUCAUGUAUUCCUAUAAGCAGAGUCAAGAGAGAAGCUUCCGGUGACUUUUUUUUUUCUAGACUCAAUUUCCUAAUCUUUUAUAUGAAAUUAUAAUUUCAUGCAAAGUAAGGAGGCAGAACAAUCUGAAGUCGCUGAUAUGCAGUAUAAGAGGGGAAAAGGGGAAAAUGAAGAGGUAAUUAGCAGAGUGGAAGACUUUGCGCGUUUGUCUGAAAGCAUGGUCUCCGCUGGCCAUGAAUGAAUUUGCAUGCUUCGCUUAUCGAAACACACUUAUUAGACCAGCUGAAAGAGAGAUUAAGCUGACACAAAAUGUGGUGACUAAUCCUUUUAAAUGUGGCAGGGGGUCUUUAAGGUGUGAAUCAGCCCAUCCGUAGGUUUGUGAGCACGGUGCGUGACACUACAACUUUCAUACUUCCAACUUUAUGUGUAUCAAAGCAGCCGAUGUAGGGUUAACUAUAUGAAGAAAGGACAGUGAUUGACAUGGGUAAUAAACUGAUAGUUUAUCUCCUGACCCUCUUAUCUGUCGAACAAAUACAGCAGGAGGGGUCAGGUCAGGUUGAUACUAUGAUAGAGGCACGUUGUGUGGUCCAACAUCACUAACUUUCCUGUAUUUUAUCAAAAUUGUCACUUUGUUAAUUUAAUCCUAAAAGCAGCAUAAAAACUUCAAAGAUAAGCAGAGAAGGUGUUGUAAAAUCUGACUUCUCACUUAGCUACUAAGCGAAACGCAUUACAGUUUGAUUUCGCUUUCACCUUGUCUUUGACAGGAAUUCAGCCCCUGCUGUACUUUCUUGUAUUUUUGACAGAAUGAAAGGAAAAACAAACAAACAGCCAGCCCGGUUUUUAAAUCACCUUCACUGUAAGUGAGAAAAUGUUUGCUCUGUGGAGUUACAGAGCCAAUACCCCUGUCCUCCUCUGUAAUUGACUGCAAACAGCAACGUAGUGACGUUUAAACACUGCCCUCCUCUCUCUGCUGUGUCACACACAUACACACACACAGACUCACAUACACAUCUUGCACACAGUCCCCCACCCGGCACCCCUCAACUUCAGGUUCCCCUUCUGCCGUGUGUUUUUUCAUGUGACAUUCUAUUCACUUGGGUCAGUAGCAGGCAGCAGCGGCAAUAAUUACUGUCUGUACAUGAUAAAUCUGAAGCCCAGCUGUUCAUUUCUGUCACUGCCGAUAGAGACAGAAAAAGAGGGAGAAAGAUAGAGCUGAGCAGGGGGAGGGAGGGAGAGAGAGAGGGGGAAGAGCUCAGGAGUUUGCAGUUUGCCGGGUUUCUUUCCUUUUUUUUUCACUUGGUAACUUGAUAGGAUUACAUGGUUCUAGAGCCCACACCUGUUAAGAGGCUGUUAGCAGAACAGUUGGCAGUCCCAUAGCCACAGCUUCGCCUUUUUCUUCUCUCACUGCUGUCCUUUCUCUACCCUCUUUUUGUGAUUUCACCCCACAUGUAUGACAAGAGUUUAUGUCUCUGGGCUCGUGUGUGAAGGUGGGGACACGUGAGCUGUUUUGUGUUUGAUGUUAUAGCGCAUACCCCACACUUCUCUCUGUGCGCCUGUGUGUGUGCGCGCGCGCGCGUGUAUAUGUGUGUGAAAGAGAGAGAGGCCAGGUCGCCUGACAUCUCUUUUUCCCUCCCUCUCCUGAGACACGUUGUCUGCCAUCAGUCGUGCUUCCCUCUACGACCUCAGUCACUCUGGAGCCGCCCCCGGAACAACGUAUAUACAAGUAACACGGCAGCAAACAAAGAAAGAAUUCAAUUUAGUUUGUUUUUCACUUGGGUGGGGGACAGGUGUUGGCAGAGUUGUAAAAUGCCCAAAUACAGGUUAAACCAGACGAUUUAAAUGAUUAAGGGUUAGGUUGAGAACGUUUGUGCAUAUUUUAGGAGUGCCAAAGCCCUGCUGUCAAAUUAGAAAUACUUUAGAAAGGAGUGGAGAAAUGAGUAAUGCGUCAAAUUUGUAGCUUGUUUUCUCUUGUUCUGCUUUAUAAAAAUAUAAAAAAGCCUUGAAUAUUUUUUUUAACACAGGAGCAUAUUUUUUUGGGUACAGUUUGUGGGGAAAUCAGUGACACUCAGACGUAGAAAACCGCACUACAGUGGCUUGUUUUGUGCCUUGGUGCAGCGUGUCUCACUGCCUUAUUUGGCAUUCAGCAGCAACCCAGCUCUUAGGCUUCGUCACUUUCUGUGGGCCCUCAGCACCUGUUCCCUCUAUUGUGUUGGAAUUUUCUAUAUUUGGCAAGAAGUUCUCCUCUCUCAAUUGGUGUGCAGGUCGAUGUUUUUUUAUAGUUUGAGAAAGAUUAACUUUAAUUCCUCCAAUGUCAUUUUUCUUACUCAUCUGCCGUUAUGUGCAAUGUGAUUCAACUUGAGAGGUCUAUGCCACAUUUCUCACCAGAGCAUCUAAGUGUCAUGUUGUCCCUUGCAUGUUAUUGACACGUUGCAUUGCAAGGAGUUCAAAUAAUCCUGGGUGUAAGGCACAAGAGAAAUAAAAAAGAGCAAAGUUAAUAGAUAUCUCAAGCUAACUUUUAAUUGUUCUGAUAUGUAAUCGCUAAAUGACAAUAAAAAAGGGAGCAGAGCCACUUUAAAAGCUUUAUCUCUCCUGCUCUGUGCCCAAAGUGUCAUGUCCAUAACAGCACCAGCUGAUCUACAGAGUAAAAUAACUGCUAAGGCUUAUUGUUUGGACAAUAUUGGAGGCCCCCCCUCGCACCCCACCCCCUUCCUCCCCCCGCUGCUUCUCUCCCCUCUCCCUUGAUUCAUUUCACCCACUGUCCUCGGCUGCUGGAAAAUGGCGUUAAUUUUUUUAUUACCUGUUUGACUCUCCAGCCUUAUUACUGUAGCCCCUUAAUGUUCUCUGUAACCGUGGAAACCAGAUGAAUAAAUGUCCGCCAAAGAAAAUGAGAUGAUUAAACAGGUCACCCUUGCAAAACAAAUUCGCUUGGUCGAGCGCAAUUUGUGUACCAAGCGGCUGUCUUAACAGUUUGCUAACAAGGGGAUUGUUUGCCAGACUAACUGACAGAGAAGGGAGGGGGAAAUGAAGAUAUCUGGGGAAAAGGAUAUGAUUGAAGAGAUAAUAUUUUAGAUCUCUAUGCUAUUUGUCUCAUCCUUUUUUUCCCCAUGAUAAUGCUGCAUUUGUGUUUGAUUGAAAACUCCCAUUUUGCUUAUUUUUUUAAUCAUAAUUAGAGCAGAAAGGAGCACUUUCUCCUUUUUACCGUGCAUCAAACCGGCAUUUGACAAGUAACAUUUAAGUUUAAAGCAGCCAUCCGUAUUAUUGUCAGAGGCAUUUGGUUUGUGAUCAUCAAAUGUGCAGUAGCAAAUAGAAUUUCCCUCAUUUAUGUGGCAACCAAUCAUUACUGCUAAUUGUCCUUGAGGCCAUCUGUAUAGGAAGCCUCGUCCUCUGUUGGUGUUGAAACCGUACUGGUCAUGGAUUUACUGGUCCGAUAAUAAUAUUUAACUCCUCCAACCUCUAUAGUCAGCACAAAACACUUCAUGUUCACAACUGCAGUAAUAAAUAAGAAGAAGGAGGUUUCCUAUCUCAAAUUAAACAGUAGCUUCAACACCAUCUUGGUUUCAAAGUGUCACUGAGUUACUUUCCCAUGAUUCCCCUGCCUUUCUUUCCACUAAGUGUGAUGUUCUCAUAUGACUUGUUUUAAGGGAAGCUCUCUGACAACCAUAUGAACCGUCUGGUGUUUUCAUCUGGGAAAAUAAGAGACUUGGCGGGGCAGAUUUAGCCAUGUAACGAUAGGGCAAACAUGCAGACUUGGAUUGGAAUCAGAACUGUGUUGCCAUUCUGACCACAAAUCAUAAAUGUCGGGGACACGGCGGUGGUGUUGUUUAUGGAGGGAUGCCACGCUGCGCCACUCAAGGGUGUUGCCUGUUUGCAUUGAUGCACCACCACUACUUAUUGCCUCUUGCUUUAAAACAACUUCCGCAUCCCACUCAGCCCAGCCAUUUUGUCCUGUUACCAAAGCAGAUCCCAAAUAUUCACCGCAGCUUCAGCCUCAACUUUAAGCGAGGGGGGUUGUUGUUCAAAGCAGGGCUGCGGCUUCUUUAAGUCGCUUGUGGGACAGAAGAUGGCGAGAAGAGUUUUUCCACUGGCAGACGGGUUAUUUCAUCCCAAUACAGGGACACUACAGCUCAAAACUGAAAAGCACUUAUGCAUUAUUGAUGUUUUAAUUUGUGCAAAUGCCCAAGUCUUUGUUAAGUGAUUAUAGUGCUGGGGAGAUAACAGAGGAGGUACUUCUCUAUGAAACAAGAGCUUGCUUGCUGGCCGCUCUGGGAAGCCAUUGGACUAAAUCUAACAAGUCGGCGCUUCUACUCAGCUUCAUGCAAGAGGGAGGGGGGGGGGGGGGGUGGACGGGAGUGAAGAGUUGACUCAAAAAUAUCAACGUGUCCAAGAUAAGGGAAAAUUCAGCCGUUGAUCUUUUGUCCUUAUUUCAGCUACACCUCUCCCGUUUAUGAUGUUAGGUUUAUAGUUCUUUUACAUCCCUUAUCAAAAAUUAUUUGAUGUAAAUACAAUGGAUAUGACCUGAAAAGCCCCAUGUGUAAAUACUCCUCGUGGUGUACUAGAAACUGACCUUGGGAGAAGAAUGCAAAGUUAUAACGCUUGCAAAACAAGCCAAUAAAAUAAUACUGGGUUGAAAGGGGGAGUUUGGGUAAAUACAAAAGGGGGUGGAAGAGAAGCUUAUUUUCCCUGCAAUGAUUAACUCAGAACGAAGGUGAUCAAGGUUGAUAUUUUUUUUAAACUGUAAUUUAUGCGAUUGCCUGCUUUAGCAACCUGACACUGAUAAGCACUGUUGGUAGGAAAGGUUGAAGUAUUCCUCAUAAAAAACAAAGUGGUUUGUAUAUUCAGACUAGGAGCUGAGCUGAGAAGAUUUUCUUUCGUAUCCUAGUUGAUCCGAUCUCCAACUUCAUCUCAGAUCAUUGUCACUGGUGCGUAGAAAGCCGUGUUUCCUCCAUUGUGCUGUUUGGUGUCUGGGAUGGUUGUUCAAACUCGGCCUCAUCUGCGCUGCUUCCACACCUGCAGCUGUUCACACAGUCCCCUUCCUCCUCCACCUAACGCAUGUAUAACCUGUGAAUUAUGCUCUAUUCUCCCAGCUCAGGCUGUAUUAAUACAGACUCUAUCAAUGUCAGCCCAUGAGAUAAGUGUCUUAGUUUUGGCUUUGGUUGCAGUAUAACUCAUUCUCUUUUGUUCACUGGCUUUAUUCUCACUUUAUUCUUUGGGAAAAUCUGCUUGAGUGUGGAACCAGGCUUUGCCUUCUUCUUUGAGGUCCCUGAUGGAGGUAAAACGCAAGAGCAUGUGUGUGCUCAUACACACGUGCCUGCACACACACAUACACACUUAAACACUCACACAGUAGGCUCUCAGGCUUCCCCAAGCAUUUACUGCUUUAUUAAGCUGUCUCAUGAACCCACUAGCAGAACAUGAGAAUACAGGAAAAAAAGAAAAGCCCAUAUUACUUAGAUGAUUUGAUGUCAUUUGUGGACUACAAAACACUAGGCUUUAUUGUGUGCACAGGGAGAAAGAGCACGCGCAGGGAAAAAAAAGAAGUUGGCUUAGAAAUUCAGAAUUUCAAUUAGCGUACGUAAUCUGAACCUGCCGGCUUUGAUAGAGGCUUUUUUUUCACUAAGAAUACAGCAGCACUUGUAAAACAUUAAUUAAGCAGACUUGUUUUUUUAAAAGGAUGGAGUAAAGUGUUCUUUAUGCAGUCCUUUUUCACCGAACAAAAGGCAGUUACCUCACAGAGAGGACCGCUUCACCCAAACCGUUUGGUAAAAAAGAACCAUUUAAAUAGGAGAAACGCAAAAAAAAAAAAAAAAAGACACACUAUUGAGUGUUAUGUUCUAAAGGAGAUGAUAUCAUAUGAGCGCUCAGCCUUUUGCUGAAGAAUAGAAAUGUAUCCUAGCCUCAGUGAAACCUAAGCUUGGUGUAGGAAAACGAGCCCCUAUUUUAAUGACUUUCUACCUGACAGAUGACUUAAGACAGCCUUUUGGAUCAAAUUGCUCUGACUUUGUCUCUUACAUCAUCAAAGCAUUGAUAAUUAAUAGUUUAUAUGAAUUGUUAAUUAAUGAGUAAUAGGAGUUAUAAUGGCAAAAUCCUCUUAGAUAUUAAGUCCAUUGUGAUGGUUUGUGGUGAAAGCAUAAUAUAUGUGUUACUGCUGCAAGGGAGAGCUUCAAUUUUCCUGAGAUGUCUGUAAGUUAUUUGGUUGGUUUAGCUUCAUGAUACUGCCAGCUCACUGCACUGCAUUACAGCUCAUUCACUUGCUUUAUUCUUAUUUUUCAUGAAGACAUCAAGAUAAAAAACAAUACACUUUUAUCCCCAGUGGAUCAUUUACAGAGGCAUAUAAUGGCUAAGAUAUGAACACGUAUGUUAAAGGUGAUUUUUUUCCACUUGUCAUUGCACAGUAGAGUUUUCCAUUUUUGAAUAUAGAAUAAAAGAGAACUGAAAAGAAGAGCCCCUGUUCUACAUUUGCACAUGCUUUUGUAUAUUAAUUUUCCACACACUAUUGUAAAUCCUGUUGCGGUGGGUGAUGAGUACACAUACAGAUGAUACAUUAAAACUGCCAUAACUCGCACACCCAGCAAAGCUAAAAAUCAAUUGGAAUGGAUAGUUAAGCUGGCCCCUAAAAAUCAAUGAGCAAUUCAUGUCCUUGAUCACAGAGUGUCAUUCCUCUCAAUGUUAGAGGCUGAUGAGGGCUGAAUAUACACACACAUAUACUCCCAUUCAGCACAAAUGCACAGGAAAACUUGCAGGCACUGAUACUAUAGGUUAAGAGUAAAUGAAACUCCAGGGCAAGGACAAAUUUUAAUGGUCUUGUAUUUUUAACAACUUCCCUUUAAAAGAUGAUAACUUAUAUACCCCAGUGAACACAGUUUUCAGAACUAAAUGACAUUAUAGAAGAUUUCCUUUGAAACAUAUUGACACAGUGUCAAGGGGAGGCAGAGUAUUUUGUCAGGGCCAGCUGGUAAAUACAACAUUGUGGUCAGUUCAUCAAAAAUAGCAGGGAGUCAAAUUUCAAAGCUCAUGUGGUUGUUUUUAAACCAUGCAAAAUGUUGCAAUCCAACGACAUUGUACACCAAGCCUGGAAAAUAGAGAUGACCUUACAGCCAUUACAUAGUGGGGGCACAAACACUCUUUUUACACACACACACACACACACACACACACACACACACACACACACACACACACGUUUAUUUACACCAUGGGUUUAAAUGUAGGAAGAGGAGAGAGAGGCAAUAGCAAAAUGAAAGGGAUGAAAAUUCUGUGUUUCAAAAUAGCAAUUUUGCCCUUAUUAAUGCCAUUAGUGUAACAGUCAUAAUAGAUCAAAUCAUCAGAUGACCGAAGCAACUCCUCUGUCUCUGCGCUAUGACGGGAUCAUGUCGGAAACAAUUUGGGCAUUUUGUGUUGAUGAGUGAAGUUUCAAGUGCUGUAGUAUCCUGCAAACUGCCCCUAAAUCAUGUCAUAGUUCCUGUCUUUUUCUAUUUCUGUCUUUAACUCCAUCUUUUUUUCCCCUCUCCUUCUCUAUUUUGCUUUUUGUACACAACUAAUGAGACACUUUUAUGACUUUUGGACAUCAUUUUCUUUUGCCAACGUCUUUCUUUAUCAGCAGAAAUGACCCUUUUGUUAGGAACUGCUGUAUUUUUAACCUAGAUUUAGAUAAUGGCACUGUGACAGUCAUAUUUUGCUCCUGGGCUUUUCUUCUUUGAGGCCGUUUGUGUCACUCACACUUUGUCUCAUUCAUUAUUGCCAAUUAUAGCCACACUGACCAAUUCAGAGUAAUGCCAACCCAGGAAUUAUGUCUGUGCUGUGACAUAUUUCAGGUUCAAAUCCUAACGUCUCUUCAUGGAGUCUUAACUACAAACUGUGUUCUCCUUAUUUGUCCACAGAGUCUCUGACAUACUGGUUUCAAGUUAGCAGUUGCUUUGCCGUAACAGGUGGUCAUCUUUUAUGGUCUGUUACUCUGGUAACAUUUGAAAGGGUCAUUCAGCACACCAGCUAAAUACCUCAGAUUUGGGGAGAGGAGAGGGCCUUCAGAACAGUUGUCGCCUGUCAGGAGGAGCAGAGAGUCAUAAGGAACAGUCAAACACUUGCUCGUCCCCUCGUCGAGGUGAGAAUUUUCCAGCAGCUGUCACUCGGCCUUUUUACCUCGCGUGUUUUUGGAGGGUUGUUUUUUUCUCCUCUUUUCCAAUAAAGCAGAAAUGAAUGUUUGUGGCAACUGGAAAGGGGGAGGGGGAACUUCAGCACUGUGCCCUGUCACUCACAAUCUCACCCGUGUGUGUCCUCCUCUAGAACGGUUACAUGUCUCAUCAGCCGCCAAUCAUUAGGAGAACGUGAGACAAGCUGAAUUUCAGGGACUUUCUUCUUGUUAUUCAACGGCUCAAAAGGAGCUGCUGGUUUUAUUUUAGCGUCUUGAGUCAUGAAACUCUUUCUGUUUGGCCGUGUACAGUAGCUAUGAAAUGAUGUGUUGCCUCUGCUCUGCUCCCUCUCCCAGACUUCUCUCCACCAUCCUCUUUUCCUUUCCCUGUCUCCCUUACUCCCCCUUUCUCCCCCCUCAAUCCAUCUGCAUCAUGUCGAUCUGUCAGACUGCCAGUGUCUGUUCCAAUUAGAUUCCACUUAAUACACGUAACCUCGAUUAACACGCAAUCAAGCCCAGAUAAAUCACGUCCUUUAAGUCCCCCCCUCUGCCUCUCCUGUGUUGCUUUGCAUCACUCAGUUUUUCCCAACAAGCUUUCCUCAACACAGUCGUUGGUCUCAAUGUAUAAAAUUAUAAGCUGACUGCACGGGCAGGUAAACGUUGAAAACACCCUCAGAGGUGACAUUUUACCGCACAGACAGGUGCUUUUCACCUCGAACCGAAUGCACGGUCUUACUUUGUGUCUCACUGCUAUUCUGAGUAAAGUGAAUCUCCUCUUGCGUUUCCUGCAGACUCUUGUUGGUGCCCUUCUCACCCCUGAAGAUGAAGGUGUCUUAAUUACAUCUUUGGUUAAAAAGCUACAAAAGACACCCUGGGCUUUCUCUACAUUGCACAAGGCUGUGUAGUCUAUUGUCUCGGUGACCUUUUUAGCUAGCGGACAAUUGGUUUGACUAGAUUACAAAUUAAGACACAGCACCAAGCACUUAAAAAGCAAGUCUGUUAGAGAGCAGUUCUAUUACUACCAGCCUGUGAAAGCCACUGGUCCAUACGUUUUCAACAUCACAUAAAUGGCCACAAAGUCAGGUAUCACGUGCACAUUGUUCCCUAUCUAUAAAAUAUAAAGUUACAUUUACUUUAAUGGUAUCUGCAACACCAUUGUGCCUCUUUGCCAGUGGCAGAAAGGGAAAAAAACACAAAGCCUCCACAGAGCCCAGGAUUCAGGGCCGAUUAUAAUUCUUUUAACAAAGUUAAUAAUUUACACUGUUUAUGCUAAUAAGGGAUAAGAGGACUGUUGAAUUACCAAACAGCAGAAAACACUAAAAAUACAAACCAAAUGAAAACAACCCGGGGCACUGAAAAAGCACACACAGCACUCUCGGGGUCUUCUUUUAUUAAUCGCAGCUAAAAGUGCUAACAUUGACAUGUUGAACAGAUUAGCCUCUUUAAUAACGGGGCGGGUCAACAUGGCUACCACUGCUGAUCCAUGAGGAUAUCCUGUUGGGAGGCGGAAAGCCUGUGUGUUUCAUAUCCUGACCCCUGCCUCUAAGGGGCUAGCCUCUGUGCUAAAGAUACACUGAAUCUGGCCUGUGCAUGCACUAAUAGAGGAUUAGACACCUUUUUUUCUUCUAUCGCAUGAUUUGUCUCAGAUUCAAAAAGGUUUCGCAGUUUUCAUUUUCUAUUUGAUUGUGCUAUCUGGAUGUUUUGAAGCCACCGUGUUUCCAUAAAUGAAACCUGUGACAGUUAGAGAUCUGGCUUUGUUUCAUGCAGCGACAGCCUGUGUCAUACACGCUCAGGCUGCCGCUGUACAGCAUUAAUGGUUUUAAAUAUCUCAAUGCUAGUUGGAGCUGACAAGGCCUGCCGGUGUGCAGUGUGUAAAUAGGGCUUGGAUUUAAAAUAAAUUAAGCCAUGAGAAAGGCUCACGUUGAUCCAUUUCUUAUCUCCUUUGCUGCCUUGUCAGCCUGAAGCCCUUCUAAAUUGUGUGGACAAGAUGAGGGACAGGCAAGGCUCAUUCACAGUUUUUAGUAUGUUAGGAUAGCCUGGUACUUCCUAAUGAAGAAAGUAUGGAGAGUGUAUACGUGAAACUACAGCAGGCUUUGUACGUUUCAACUCCCUUGAAACUGUUGAUCUCUGUAAAACCAAUUUAAAAGUUGUGCGUGUUUUAUUUAAUUAGUAUUGGGUGCAAACAAAAUGAGUAUUGAAUAGACACCCGAUAGCCCUCUGCCCUGUCUUUUUCCAUUUAUAAACUCCAUCCAGCACCACAACAAUGUCGCACUGUCUCUUUAAAAGGGGUGACAGUUUUGACUAUAAGUUGAGCUAAUUUUUUUCUCUUUCCCAGAGAAAAAAAAGGGAGUAACACUGAUGAGUUUUAACAGCUUCAGCCAGGCGAUGGGCAAAUAUAAUAAGUGUUUUCGUAGACGUCACCAAUGAUUAUCUCAUCUGGGCAUUUUGGGUGAAUGUGGUGGAUUUAGAGGCUCGUCUCCCAUUGUGCUGACAUCACCCUUUAACAAACCAAAUUAAAUCAUGGUUAAAAUCAUCUGAAUCUCUCCCAGAGUCUGUCUCAAAUGGCUAAACAAUGAAAGUCUGGGAACAUUUUUAAGAGAGGGCUGUGAGCGUUUGGCUGUGCAUGCUUAUGUGUGGAUUUUAGUGUGUUUAGUCGGGGGGAAGGGAGGGGGAUAUAGUGUGGAAAUGGGGGCAAAUUAACCCUCACACUGAAUAAUUGGAUAAAGAAAGCUAAUAUUUAACACAUUCUUCAGAGAAUUGAAAGGACAACACUUUCACACAGUGAUCUGUAUUUUAAGUUAGAAUGCAUUUAUUUGUCUGUGGAUAAUUUUUUUCAAUAAAAUAAAAUAAAAAUAAAAAUCUCUCUGGCGUCAGCACAUAAAGUUCUCCGUAAGGCAAUUCUCAGAAGAAAGUCCAGCCUCAGUUUGUCUUGAUAUAGCUGUCCUUUUAUAGAUUGAAAUUCAGAUAAAAGGACAGGAGUGUCCAGUUUCUACAGCCAGACAAUGUAGGCUGGAAUAUUUGUUUUGAUACUGAUGCCACUAUGACACACUACAGGCAAGAAAAGACAAAAUGACACCUGUAUAUUUCAUAAACAUAGGGGUGUCAUACACACCAAUCUCUCCAAGUAAAAGUAGUCAUUAAAAUGGCUUCUUGGAGGUUUAUUAUAGCAAAAGAGAAAACUUUAAUUUAUCAUAUGCCCAAAGUGCAGCUUGGAAUACAAAGUUGCACAACAGGUGACCAAGUUGCAGCUGAGUGUUGUUUUCAGGAUUUGUUUAUUUUUGAUCGCAGUGUCACUUGUUUUGCAUGUUCAAUAAAAAGUCUACCGGCGCGGCUGGGACACAGGGAUUCAUCAGUUGUCCCGUCUCACUACUCGCGUGCCGCAGUCGGCCACCCAUGACCUUGUGAAAUGAACAAGGGGGUAAGGAAGAGAGGGAGAGAGAAAGAGGGAGUGAGGAGUUGGUAAAGGAGUAGUGGCAAAGUGUGGAGGUGAAUGGAGGUGGUGGUUGGGGAGGGGGGUAGCUGCUAAAGGCCUCAAUUCAGCCAACGUGGCCUGAUGUGACAGGAUUAGCUAAGCCCCGGUGAGCAUGGCUGGUACUGUGAGCCUGUGUGUGUGUGUGUGUGAGAGAGAGAGUGUGUGUGUGUGUGUUGCAGGCAGGCAGUGUGCACAGCAGACUGGGAGCCCCGUACUUCUGCUUGCCACCAGCCGAGCCAAGACAAGACAUGAGAGAUCAACAGUGUGUCGGCCCAUCGCUGCCAUCAAGCCUUAGCCCUCAUCAGCCUCCCCCUCUAACAAAGAGCCAGACCAUAGAAGAUACAGCCAAGGGAGUCAAGAUACAGUGGGGGGGAGACACAGUGGGGGACAAGUGGGCGGGCAGCUGGGGCUAAAGUGAACGUGAGUUGGAAAAUGAUCCUAUUAAAUUGAAUUAAAGAGGCAGUCUUCAUUUACCCCAAGAAUGAUGGAUUUGGAUAAUUAACAGUGUUAAUGGGGACUGGUUAAAGAGGGCAAAGGAAACCAGUGAUUGCAGACAUGCAGUAAAGGGGCCAGGUCUGACCUGUGUGGUAUCAAGCUGGUAGUACAUGAGGGAUGACUCCUUACACCAAGUGAGGCUAAUUUCUUUGAGAUUACUUUACAAGUAUUUCCAGACCCACACCCGGAAACGUCGCGAAUGCUCUAAAACUCUUUCCAUUUUAAGGUGCUCUUUUCUUUCCCACAUCUACACCUUUAUAAAAGUGCAGCUACUUCAAGAUGACAACAGUUUGAAGGAGGCUGUGUGCUGGGCCCUGCGUGGGACUAGAGGAAAAAGUUAAAGAGGGUGUCGCUGAUGUAUAUGUAGGUUCAGAGCUGGUAUAUUUUGCGGUAGAGUGCUGCAACAGUGAGUGUAUUAUGCCAGUUUAAUGCCCUCAUCUUGAGACCUAAUUAUGGCACUACCAGUGUGUGCAGAGUGUAUGUGUGUGCACAUGCAGUGGUGUGCUUUGUGUGCCUGGGUUUUCACUUUGGUCAAUGCACAAACCCUAUCUGCAUGUCCUUAAUUCUUGAUGAUGUGGAGGCCUAAGGCAGUGUGUGUGAUGGAGAGGAUGUCUGUGUGCCAAGUUGAAGUGAUCAGGCAGCAGGGCACAGAUCCUCACCCCCCUGAAAAAUUUCUUUGCUUUGCACACAGCAGCCGAUCAGCGGUAGUGUGUCGCUAGUUUCAACAGACUAGACGGGACUAGUGACACCCUUCCACAAAGGAGCCAGAUUUACACUUGCACUGUGUGUCAGAGUAAUCUGCAGCGCGUCUGUUGGUUUGGAAAUAAUGGCUUAUCCUGAGAAAGGACUAGUUAGCUUCAUUGACACGAUCUGCUUUGCUUAUUCAGUUCAUUCCUUAUGCAGCUUUUAUUAUCUGAAGCAUUGUUUAUGGACAAGCAGUUUUUGUGUGGAUGUAAUCAAUUUGGACAGUUGUAGAUGCACACUUAAGUCUUCAUUACCUUGGAUGAUGUGCACCACAGCUUACCUGAAACCCUGAUUAGUAGGAGAAUGUCUCAAGUAAAGAGGAUCACAUAAUUUUAUGCUACUUUUCUCCUUUCAAAAAAAUUAACACCACAGUCCCACGCAUGUGUGUAAGCGAGAGAGUGAUAGAGUGUGUGAAAAAAAACAAUCUCAUCAAGCAGGAGGCCGUUUGCUUAGCAAGAGCUGACAGUCUUUGUGUAUGUAAAUGAAGAAUUUAGACUAAUGGAGUUGAACCAUUUCUAAUUUUGUGAUGGCAAGAGGAUUUUGAUUGAAAGUAAUUAAGCAAGCUAGCUGUAAAAUUAAUUAAAGCAAAAGGAGGGGGGGACUUUUAUUGGAUUGGAUAGCGAUAUAGCUGCUGUCAGGCAGGGGGACAAAUGGGGGUGACCUGGAUUCUCUGCCCUCCCUCCUCCCACUCGGGACUUUUAUGUCACUUUAAUCUCCUUAGAGCGGCUGGUGUGCAUUUGUUCGAAAUAAUCAAGGAAAUAUGGUCAGAAAUUGUCAGCUUUCAGAUCUAAUUUACCUGACAGCCUUGCAAGUGUGUGUGUGCACACGCAAGAAUGCAUGUGACAGUGGCAGGUCCCUUUUUUUUCCGUGCCCUCUCCUCAGCUUUGUGGAAAAUGCUUUUGACAGUCUUGAAGCAUCUUGGUUGUUGGUGGGAGGGGGUGAUGAGGAACUUGGGUGGCUUUAAGAUGGACAUUUCAAUGAGGCAUGCUUGGCCCGGCUUAGCACCUCUGACACCGUUGUGUGCGUGCACAAACACAAACAUGUUGAAUUGCCACUGUAACAUAUUCAGACCCCGUUUGGCUACCAGACCAGCACUUCUCAGCUUCUGUUGUCUGAAGGUAGCCUAAACAAGCAGAAGCAGAUUACAGCCAUGGCAAAGCCUGUUACAGCUACUUAACCACUGACAAAUAAGAUUGGCCAAUCCUGCACAAAUAGAAAUGGAACUUAUUGUCCUUUAAAUUUGGAAACAUAUUAACAUAUAAAUCCUUUUCAAAGUAAGUACUGACCUCCGAAUGUUUUCCUAGGGUGUUUUAAACUUAUUGUCUGUAGUACUGUUAAAAAUAUCAACCACCUGUACAAUUUGUGCUUAGCUAAUAACUAGCCAUAAAAUAACCUUACUAAUGUCCUGCGACGUCUAUAUAGCUUGGAGCUGUAUGAGGUCCAUAUUAAAUGUCCACGGGGUUUCCAGCCCUUCCACAGUGGAUGAGAUGCCACUUCCUCUUAAAGCUUUUCAUCGCUUUCUGGCAUUUGUGACAUAGGGUCUCGGUGUGGCCCUCAGUACCCCCUGAAGAGACAGUUAAUUAAGGCCUGGGCCCAGACAAUGCUGCCGGGACUCUCACCCACCACACCAUCAUCUGCCCCUGCCGCCACCAGUCCCCCCUCUGCAGCCGCUGGGGCCUCUGGGAAAGCAGAGCACCACCGUCGGGGCCCCUAACGGGAUUAGGAGUCCUCUGAAAAUAGGACCUCAGCUCCGUAAGCCUCUCUCCCACCUUCAUCUGCCCAUAGGAUCCCACUUGAUUCACCCACAGCCCUAUCCCUUCUUACUCCCCCUCUUUUAAGACGGCUCCACCCGAGCUCCGUUUUAUCAAUUAAUGUAAUAAAAGGUGGAACAAAGAGCUUUCUUUCCCCCGCUCUGUAAUUAGAGGGGGAGAUCUCCUGAGGACUGGCAUUCCUUGGGCCCGAAAAAACAUGAUUCUCACUCCCCCUCUACUCUGCCUCCACCACUCAAGCGGAACAUGGCUCCUCGAUGUAUAAGAGUGAUAAUGUAAAUGUAGUGUAUCCUGCCAGGCAAAGCCAGCACAACCUAUUUUGCAGUAGCUUUAUCUGAGUGUGAACAAAUGAAUGUAACAUUUGGAAGAGUGAUACAUUAUUAACUCUAAUUGAUUCCUUUAUAACACUAUACAUUUACUGUCACCUUCGCUUUAGCUCGCACAAGUACAUGUGCUCUAAAUCACUCUUGUCGCUGUCCCUAUUCUAACACGUUACGUGUCACCACACACUGUUAACAAAUGUGAUAAAACCACCUGAAUCGAGAAUAUCAGGUAUGGCGUCUGCUUGUGCGUGUUUUUGUCUGUAAAGGUGAGAUACAGUACACUUUAAUGUGUGUAUGUGUGCAUGUGUGUCAUUCUCUCUUUCCCCCCCUCUUGUGCUUAACCGUCUACAUGGGUGUGAAAGUUAAAGGGAGACAGAGCACCCGCUUUCACAGCCACUGGAGCUUUCGAUAGGAAUUAGUUUUACAACAUAUGCAAAUGUACCCCCUUGAAAAAAAAGGAGGUCUUUAACUGACAGGUUGAUAUGUGAUUAAACGACAAUUAGAGUGCUGAAAAUAAGUGUCGGCAGUAGGUCAAGCACUGGGCGGCUCAGCUAAAAGGUAGCAGACUAUCGAGGAGAAAACAUUCCCAGGCGGAGGCCAGAAACAAGACCCAAAACAAAUUAGAGAGGUGAAGGGGGAGCAAGGUUGGGGCUGUGUUUAAAUAAACCCACAACAUAAAACAAGUUCUAUGUUUUGCCUAGAUUACACAAGAUAAACAUAAGAAGAGAGGGGUUCUGUUUUCAGUAAACCAGUGCCGAACACAAGUGCAAUAAUUCCUGCCACAGGCACAGAUUGCAUGGAAACAAUACCGAAACUUAAAGGGACUCCACCAUGCGACACUGAUGCCCUGUUUGCACUGAUUGUAACCUUUAGUGCCCCCACCCAGAUUAAAACUGGUGGUUUGUCCCACUGUAGGCUGCACCCCUCUCUAUUCUGUGCCCUUUAAACUAAAAGUACAGAGACAUGAGAGAUUCGGUGUCUUUCUCUCUCACUCGUUACUCUCUAACAAACACAUACCGGCUCACCCACACACAUACACACUCGACACAAACAUACAGGCAGCGACAUAAAAGGGCUCACGCUUAUUCUGGCAACAGAUGGCCCUGUCCCUAUAAUCCCCUUUGAUGCUGCGGUGGGCAGUGGCUCCUGAACAUCUCUGAAGCCAAAGCCCCAACAAAACUUGAGCUACUUUUCCUUUAACUGACCCCAAUUGCCAAGGAGCUGUCAGCUGUCAGACCUGGUUAAGAGCGUCUUUACUGGGGGAGACUGAAGGGCACAGGUUUCUCUCUCUCUUUCUCUCUCUCUUUCUCUUAGUCGCGCUCUCUCUUCCUUUAGCUUCCUGUUUGUUUUCUGUCACAGACAGUUCAUUCCACCUUCAUGACACGGCUGUGAAAGCACGGUGACCGUGCUCCCCUGACUCUCAGUAUAGACAGCACUUAUUUCUCUCACAGGAGGUAAAGAGUGAACCUUUCUGAUAACAGGAGGUGGGCUAAGAGGUUUAGAGUUCAUCAUAGAGAUUGUCUUUUUAAAGCUUGUUUCACUUAUAUGUACAUAUAUAUACAUGGGAAUAAAAUCAAAAGCGUGUAAUUUAUCACAAAUUUUCUUGGAAAAACUUAUUUCACUGAGCAGGAAGUACAUUCUUCACCCUCUUUUAUUAGCUAAAGCCUUUUUGUCUCACGUUGCUUCAGUUUAGCAAGCUUUCCUGUCAAUGCUGAGGAAAUAAAGCUGCUAUCUCUAAAUAAAGUGGUUCAGUCUCUGAUAAGAUAAAAUCCCCAUGAUAGUAAUGAGCCCCCUAAUGGAGUUUUAAAAAUAAUUUAACAAGUACCCUUAACCCCACUUUCACAGUGUUAAUAAAAAAAAGGCUACGGUGUAAAUCCUAACUCUUCUAUUAAAGCAGGUGUUUCACUUUUAUUAAAUCGACCAGUUUCCCUUUAUUUCUCUAGUUAGUGAUUGAAGCAUAGCCUUGUGCUUAACACCCCUUAUAAAAUCACCGAUCACUAAAUGCCCAUACCUCUUUUAGUGACGUUGUUCUGUAAAUAGAAUCAAAUGUGAACUUGUGUCUUGACCUUUGAAUUGAAUGAUUUUCCUGUCUUGACUCAGACAGCAGUGUUUUUAGGCCUCCAACUUCAGAACAGUAGUUAAAUGUCUCCUUGAGUGCAGAGGUGACUGAUUACUGAACUGUCUUGUCACAUUUUGGAAACACCUAAUUUUAAGAGAAGGAACUCUAAAUCAGGACCUACUUCCUGUGUGAUUUCUUAUAUUCUAAGUGGGGUAUUCUCUUCUGUUCAAAUCUAUAUUAUCAUUCGAGAGCUUUGAGGGAUAAUCAUCAGUAAGAUUUGCUCAUCUUUCCAGCAGGUCUGCUGAGAUGCAUGUACGUAGCUAAUGGGAUUGGGCUUUUUUUUAUAUCCUCUCCUGUGGCGUUAUGGAGCUUGCAGCUGAACUUGAACGGAUGCGCAUGGUGCUGAGUCGUGCACAGGACUAUUUCAAGACUGAAAUGCGAUUGUUUUAAUACUUUAAUCCACCUGUCCUUGGCAUCCAGGAUGUUGCAGAAGUCGCCUAAUUAUUUCAGUGCCCUCUAUCCUUCCUGGUUGAAAUACAGCAGAGACAGCUUUUUUGAAAAUAAAUCAGUCCAGAAAUUUCUUCUUUCAGUAGCUUUUUAGAAGUAAAAAAGCAGUAAAAACUUUAUUUUGAUAAAAUAAAUAGACUACUACCUCUUAUUCUUACUUAUGAAAUAUCUAGCAAAAUUGAAAAAUUAAAAAUGCAUGUAUGCAAAGACAAUCCAAUAUACCAACAGUCAUUUUAAAGAGCGAGCCAUUAAACAACUAGAAUUCUCUGAAUUGUCCCAGGUUCUAACUGAGAUAGUAUGCAAACACAAAUAUUUUCUUUUAAUUAAAAAGGCCUCAUCCCGCAGUAUCCUCCCCCAAGCCUGCUGCCGGCUCUCAAGCCCCCCCGUCACCCUCCCUUCCACCUCAACGCACACACACACAUACAUACAUAUACACACACUUGUACUUUAUUAAAAUGUACCCGCACUCACAGUGACAUAGAUCCGGUCAAAUUUGAGAAAAGUGAUUAUUUUAAUUCCGUCCUGGGCCAUAGAUUCCUCUUGACUAGCUGCUAAUCUGUCAGAGCCUGGUUGUCAAUUGAGAACCAGGGACACCAGCAGGGACGGCUGCCCAGUUCACUGAUAGCCCCCUGAGGGACAGUUAACCCUCAAACACCCCCCACCCCUGGAAAAAAAAAAAAAAAAAAAAAAAAAAAAAAACUCUUGUGCAGUCAUCCACCCUCCCCCCCAACUGGUCCAGCACUUAAAGUUGCAGAGGGGCUAAAGGGCUGAUGGUUUAUGUGCAUGUACGUGCAUUCUGGUUUGGGACAGUGGCGGCAGGGGUGUGUGUUUGUGUAUAUAUGUGAGGUUUGGUGGGGGGUAGUGGCUUGAUAGUAAUGCAUGUUGAUGGUUUUUGAGAUACUUCAUUUCAGAAACAGGGGCCUCAUUAACCGUAGUCUUCAUCAGGCCGGCAAGCAGCGGGCACAUUAGGGGUCCACAGGAAGUUAGAGUACAGCAGGAGAGUGCAUUAGGGAGGCCUGGGGAGACACACUCCCUCAGUUCCACUUCCACCUCCAGCGCUUUUCUAUAUCUUAAUGUACCUUUCAGAGGAAUUUGGAUAGAGGUCAAUAAUUAUGCUCUUUAAAUUAUUCAGUCGAGGUCCUCUGUAAUUGUGCUUUUUAGAGCUCGGACAUUGACAGCAUGGUUUACGGCACGGCCUGACCGGAUGAAUCAGGACAGAGUAAGAGAAAGAGUUUGUGAUUGUGUUUUAAUGCUCUCAUCACCAACUGGUAACGGAUGUAGACCGAUUUUCAUUUCUGUUGUUUCAGUAAGCAUCAGCAGCAGAUGACAAAUUUACUCAACUGCAGAGUAAAUUUGACAGUAAGUUUGGACCUUUUUCAAACAAGCACUGUGACCGAGGUGUCUGUGCUGGGCUGGCUGGUGUCAGAGACAUUGAACACUACCAGCCACUCUGUGGGAAUGUUUAGUUUGGGACACAACUGUGUUAUUUUUGUUACAUUGAGGAGAGAGAAGCACAAACUGCAAGGGUAGCAGAAAAAAUCACCAAACUUUCUCUACAAAGCCAGCCCCUGCAACGUUUCACUGCACAUGAUAACAUCGUCCGUCCACACAACAAGUCCUCUUUCAGCUACAGAUUAUUAACACAUCGCUGAAAGCAGCAGAAAGCAAUUCGCUGUUGUCACAGGGUCUAAUAUUUAUAUUUAUCUAGUUGGGAAAGGCAUUGACAAACAUGUCACACACCUGCAGUUUUAUAGUACAUGCUAGUGCAGCUCGGUGUCAAAGAAAAAGACUGUACAGUAGAGUUUUGUUGGGGCGAGAGGAAGACUGUAAUUACUGUCUGACGAUUCAUCUAGUCACUGCAUAAAAUAGUGUUUAUCCAGUCGCCCGUGCUUCUGUCGUGGCUGAGGGAGGGGAGGGUCAUGUUUUGCACAAGUGAGACAGCUAGGGCAAUCAGGAGAAGAAUCGUGACUCCAAAACAUUCAGCCUUUCUUUCUUUUUUCUCUUUUUCUCUUUGUCUCUCCCUCUCUUUCUUUUGGGUUGAGAACUGGUGCCUUAGAAAAUUACAUCACCCUUUCCUCCCCCCUCUGACACACCCACACACAAAUAAACAUAAAAAGCUAAUUUGUUAGCGCCUUCAUUUCAGCGGCCUGAGCAGGAGAAUAUUGUUGGGGGAAAGUAAUGCUUUGUCAAAUGUUGACAUGUGUUGCAAACAUGGGGCCUUCAGCAGCAGCAACAGCAGCGUUUUGUAGAGCGGCUCAGGCACAUUGUCGGCACAUGAAGAGAGGAUGCUUUGAAAUAAGAUUAGCCUCCAAAUGGCCCUGCCUGCCCCCAUCCAUACCCCUGUGCAUAAUGUGUGUGUGUGUGUGUGUGUGUGUGUGUGUGUGUGUGUGUGUGUGUGUGUGUGUGCCUGCACAAAGAUGCUAAAUGAUCAUAUCCACUGAAAUAUUUGUGGGCCUGUUUUCUCACAGAAUGAGUCCGGGUGUCAUGUGCUGUUUAUCACUGUACAGCUGAAGGUGUGUGCACACAUUUGUUCUGCUGCAAGGCCCCUUUGUCUGGCACACGGCUGGACUCAGUUUCUUGGGCCAGGAAGCACACGUCCCUGUCACUGAGGCUACCUCCCCUUGGCUUUGGGUCAGGGUGACACCGGGCAGGGGGAGGAAAAAAAAUCCAUCACCCCUACACCCUGCCCCCAAAAUGAAUCAAAAUUGGAAAACAACAUGCAAGGUUUGCUUAAUACAGGAACACUUGCAAUAUGCUGAUGUUUUCUUUUGCACACUGUGUUUGCUAAAUUGCCUUUGACUGCGUGCAUCAGUAAUGAAACUUUAUGUCCUUGUGGAGAGGGCAGCUAGUCCGUUCCAGUUAGGACCGGGACGAUCUCUCCUGUCUGGCUUUUGUAAGAGUUUUUUUUUUCUAAUACACGUCCUUAUGAAUAAAUGAAGCCCAUGAAGUCAUUUUUUCCAUAUUUGUGUAAAUUGCUUUAAAAGCAUUUUAUCAUGUCAUAAAAAAGCGCAAUUGAUCUGCUGGGCUUAGCCCAUUGGACAGCUGUGUGUUUUGUUAAUGGCCACUUUGCUCCAAGCAGCUUAUUAAAAAAUUUAUAUAUAAAUGCAAAAAUUGCAUAAAUUAUUUAGAUACAGUAAGCAUUUUUUUUUGUUUUGGUCAGGCAGGGAGGGGCUGUUAUCAGUAUGGAAAUUUACCAUAGUAUAUUAUAUGCUGAAAUAUAGUAAUAUAUCUGCCCAGACACAUAUGUGUCCUCCUCACUGCACCCCCACACAUGCAGAGGCGCAGGAAAAAAAAGUAUAUAUUUUUUGAUGACUUCGUUUCAGCAACCACGGAAUGUCACCCAUAUCCUGGUUGAUUGUACUUUCGAGUUUUAUGAUGUUUUUCCAUUGAUUUGUUUCCCCGGCGCAGCUGCCGACCUCUAUUGAGGGACGAACGUAAUCAGCGCUGACGCAAAUUAGAUGGUUAUUCGUUUCGAAAAUUGACAGAAAAACAAUAAAAAAGAUGAAAUGCUCCCAAAUCAAUAGAUAUAAUGAAAUUCAAAUAAUCCGAGAGAUGAGGUCUCCAUGGCAACUGAUAAUGUGGAAAAGAAAACAAUUUAAUAAAGGACAGACACGCUUUGAAAACAGAUUGGGGAGGGGGGUGGCUGUAAAGCGGGGAGAGGAGAGCAAAGCAGAGCAGAGGAGAGAAGAGGUGGGGAGAUGGAGGGAUAGAGAGAGGGAGGGAGGGAGGGAUGGAGGGAAGGUGGUGGUGGUGGUGGGGGGGUGUUUGUGGCUGUAGUGGUUGCUCUAUAGCUUGUUUCCCCCGGCGUGUGAAGGAUCUGUGUCUGUCCCAAGGACACCGGAAUAAUUAGAAAAGCUUUCAGGCCAGAAAGUGCAGAUUCAGGUUUUAAUACACAAAAUUAUUUCAGGGGCAGUGAAUCGGAAAACCAUUUGUUGGUGACCUUCCUGAGAGGCCUCCCCCUCCCCGGUACAGGGCAAGAUGGAGGCUAUGUGGCAGCGCAGCCUGAGUUAUGGCAUAUUUGUGUUUUUAUAGAGGCAGGGGGAAUGGAGUUGGGGAAGUUGGGAGGGGGAUGAAGGGAUAAUGUGUGUGUAUGGUUGUGCUGUGGUUCGUGUGUUCUUGUGUGCAUGAGAUUGGGGAGUGGGAAAUGGUAUGGGGGGGUCACAGGGAGACAUUCGUGUGUGUGUGUGUGUGUGGGGGGGGGGUAGUCUAGCAGGAGUUUGGGCAGAAGGAGGAAGAGCAAAGAUGAGAAGAGAGAAAGUGCAGAGAGAAAGGGGGAAGUUGCAGAUCUGGCUGUAUUUACAGAUCAGUUGUCAAAAGGAACCAUUUAAGGGGAAUGCGCCCGUUCCUGCAGUGUGACAGGCGAGGUGCCUGUUUAAAAAGCAAAAGACAACUAUGAACCUGAGAGGGAGAUAGUCAAACACAGGCUUUUUUUGUAGAAGACAGACAGAGCAGGGGGUGGCGAAGGAAGCGAGUGGGUGUUAAGUGACUUCAUUUGUAGUCUAUUUAAGGUAUGUUUUACUUGUCCUUGCGCUGCUCCGCCAACAUCUAAUGCAGGGGCUUCGUUCAAGUUAGCACAGCAAGGGAAUAAUGAUUGAGUGCAUCGUUCUUAUUUCCUGUAAAUACAAAUGACUUUCCUUCAUCUGCCUAAAAACUUGUAUUUAAUUUCAGUCUUGCUGUCAAGGGAGAUUUGCGACUGAUGCAAACAGAGAUAAAAGUCAAAACCAAAAGCACAGCUCUGUUGCCCUCAUUAGCUUAUCACAGCUGUAUGUAUGUUCACUUUCUACAGGCUUUAUUCAACAUCCGUAUCCUGCUCUUUUAACAUCCUAUUUUCUUUAUUGCUCUUUGUCAACGUUUUGGAGGCAGUCUUGCUGGGCGUUGGAGCCUUGUCUGUCAAGUAGUGACUACCAUUUUUGUGUCAUUAGAAGGCUUUGUUUGACUCAAAUAAAGGUGAUCCACCCUCUGUUCAAAUGAUACCAACGGCACAUCCGGGAUAUCAGGUCUUGAGUGCAGAUACCCUUAUCCUGUUCCAGGCAGCAAUAAAUGGAAAAACAAGUCUUCAUACAAAGCAAAGCCUGAUAAAUGUUCUCCUGAUAUUUUAAUAGCAUAAGAUCCUGAUCCUGAUCAGGAUCACUGCUUUCCUGCAUUAUCAACUGUCAUAAAAGUUAAGCAGUAUAUGAUAAAAAUGUGGGAUCAAGUUCCACCAGGUCUUAAUCUUAAUCCUUUCUAUUGCCUGGAAAUAGUUUGCUGUUGAAAACAUAAUGAAGGUGUACCCAUGCCCUUUUAUUUAUCUUUAGACAACGACCUCACCUACUUGAAAACAUUUUUUUUUUGUUCAUUAAAAAGAGUUUUUAAAAUAUGCGAGAUAAUUUCAGGCUUGUUUAGAUUCUGUUAGGUAUUUUAUUUUUUACUCAUGAGGCCAAACAAGAUCUGACAUUCUUCAGCAGGACAGCUAAUUUUCCCCUGUACUGAUAUUGCGAUGUGAAAAGUGCCCCACAAGUAGGAGAGAAACUAGAAAUUCCCCACUGUACACUAGCUAAGAGCCUUCAAAUCUCACAUGCCAGUGUCAAUGAGGACUGUUUUCUUUUUUAGAUAAAAAGAAUGGAUAGAACAGAGACCGAAAAAACAUGAGAGCUGAUAGGCAUCCGCUCUAUGUCUGUAUGUGUGUGUGAGUGUGUGUGUGUUUAUGCACAUGCACACUGACACACACAUAGGGCUCACAGCACAUGUUAUCACUGUCAACAGCAGCAGUAGCAAACAGCAGCAGUUGUUCUCUGUGUGUGUGCGAGUGUGUAUGAGUGUGUGUGUAUGUGUUUGUGUGUGUUUUGUGUGAAAGUGAAAGGGUGUAUGCUUUUGCAUUCCCACAAUCGCCCAGUCUCUCUCCCUUUCUGGCUGCUGGCUCUGAGGGACCCACUGUAAGUCAAUCUGUGUGUGUCUUCAUAUUCCUGGUGAGCGUGUGUGUGCGUGCCUGUGUGUGUGUGUUUGAGGCACUACUGUACUACACUUCAGGAGCCAGGAGCCAGGACAGAGCCCAGCCGAACAGCGCUGAACAGGGCUGGAAAGGGCUGAGGGCCAGCUCCCUGUACACACCACCCACUUCACACCUGUCUCCCUCUCUCUCUCUCACACACACAGACACACACACAGACACGCACAUAAACACACACACAGCUCAUACAGCCGUGCUGCUCAGCACAGGGCUCUCAUUGUAGCAGUGACAGGAGGGCGCCCGUUAAGUGGCUCUCUCUUCCUGGGGCCUGUGUGUGUGUGCGUGUGUAAGUGUGUGUGUGUGUGUGUGUAAGUGUGAGUGUGUUUUGUUCCCCCAUGUGUCUGUGGGGUGGAGAAGGGCGAUGAAGGACCCCUACUGGUAAAGUGGGUAAACUCGCACAGCCUCGACAUCUGUGCUCAGAGAGGGGGGGUGGGAGAGAGGGGGAGGGUAAGGAAGGAGGAGAGAUAGACAGCGAGAGAGGAGGACAGGGUGGGAAAGAGGAAAGGAGUGAGAAGAAGUAGAGAGGGAGGGAAAGAGAGAUAGAGGGGGGAGAGAGAGAGAGAGAGGGAGAGCCGAGGCUUGGCAGAGAGCAGUUGAGGAGAAAAUGCCUUGCUUUGUGGAGAGAAUUCUUCCAGGGCAGGAGGGAGAGGUGAGACAGAGCGCAGAGGGCGGUCUGCUGCCAGGUAAGACACACACACACACACACACACACACACACACACACACACACACACACACACACACACACACACACACACACACACCUUACUCUCUCUCUCUCUCUCUUUCCCCCUCUCUUCUCCCUCUUACUCUCUCACUCUCCCUCACACACACAGACACACACACACGCGCGUGCACACACACACUCAGUAGUUGAGUGCUACCUCGAGGUGAACGGGUCUGCUACUAGUUGCAGUUGGCAUGAGUCAGGCACGCAUGUGUAGUAAUGUGGUGGGUGGUGUCAAAGUGUGUGCGUGCGUGUGUGUGUGUAAGAGAGAAAGAGAGAGAGGGUUAGCCACACUUUGAACAGUGUUGGUAAGAGGAAACAUAGCAGGUGCAAUUGUAGUUUUCAUCCUUUUUUUUACCCAUAGUGCACCAGCAGAAAGAAAGUGAUGUGUUGAGAUAGUGAGCCGCUUCCUCAAAAGUUCUGUUGUUGACUUUUGAGCCAUAGAGCGUUAAACAGUUCCACUUUUAUAUUUUAUUGUCAUGUUUAUAACAUUGUGGAGAAAAGUCACUUAAACAAUACAGUGACAUUUUUAAGUGCUUUCAUUUUAUGCUUUUAACAUUACUUAUCUCCACUGUGUUUGUUACAGUUUCUUAUUACUUAAAAAAACUAAAUUUUACAUAAAUAUGAUAUAUUUACAAUUUUAGGGAAAAGUUCUCUAAAAACUGGACAACUUUAAAAAAAGUGGACUAGAGUUGUCUCCUCUCCUUAAGCUGGAAAUCUCAAGUCUUAAACAGAAAUAAUUAUCAGCAAUAAAUAUUUUUUCAUUUUAAAAUAGGAAUUUAGAUACUAUGUGUAAUUUCAUUUAAGUCUUCCUCACAUCUUAUUUACCUGAAUUUGAUGCAGUAUUUGCACAAUCCUGGACUUUCUCUUGUGAGAUCAAGUUUUCAGAUUUAGGUUUUACUUUAUUUUUCACAAACUUUAAAAAACAAACUGAUCACAGAAUCCAAAACUUUUAUUUCAAAUCAUGCACUUUUUUUUUUUUUCUAUAGAGCAAUAUCUGGGCUUGGGCACAAAACAGUUUCAAAUCCAAAGGGAGAGAAAUUGAAGAUUUUAAGACAUCACUCAGCAGGCUAAAAAUAAAAAUUAUUAAAAAGCACCUAAAAUCCUUCCACUCAAACAAGUACAGAUGUGUCUCGAUUUGACGUGAGGUAGUUUGCGGUAUCAGACUAGAUUGAUUUGGUCGUUUAGAUACUGAUGUUGUGAUGGAGCGAUUCGUCAUCUAAGGGAUUUUCCACUCUGCUGAUGUAAACAGUGUCUGUUGAAAAAAGGCUAAAGAGUCUUUUUCUCCCUUCUGGAGAUUGUGUUCUGAGAGGAAUAAUCCACCUCAUGUACAAUUAGAUUUUCUCCUUUUGGCUAAAUAAAUACAGUGUCUGUGAACAUAAACACAGAUUUACUGUGGGGCCCUGUGGGUGUCUGCCUCUCUCUCUAACAGCCUCCUGCUUCAGCCUGGGCCUGACUUUGCUUGUCGAGUCCCACAGAGGAAAAAAAGAAAAGGAAAAAGACAAGGCAGAAGUUGGCCCGCUCUAACUUGACGCUUGCUGUUUAUUUGUUUUUAUAACAAAUGGAACCAGCUUCCCGAGUGAAAGGUGAAGUCAGAAUUGAAUUUGGCUUGCGUUACCGUGGCGAUCUGGCAACCGCUCUCGUGUCCCAUAGGACUGCUCUGGUUGCUGUGUGUCGGGCGCGUGUGUUUGUUAUUUAACUGAUGUGUGUGCAUGCUCUGCUCUGUAUGUGUGUGUGAGUGUGUGUGUGUGUGUGUGUGUGUGUGUGUGUGUGUGUGUGUGUGUGUGUGUGUGUGUGAGUGUGUUGUGGGUGGUGGUAGCAGCAUUCACGAGAGAGACAUUUUACUAAGCAGACAUUUCCCCCUCUGUUUUCACUCUGACCUGGUAGGAGAUUGAUGACUGAAUUGUGGAGUACAUGUUAACAGUAACUGGUGAUUUAUGAAGAUACUUAGGGUAAGUGAGGCCGCACAGGCUGGAAGGGAAGAAAAAGAUAUAGCCUUUUAAGUUAAUGCAAAAAUAUAGCCUUUUUAAGUAAUAAUUGUUAUUACCACUGCAGGGUUUGGAGAGAAGUCUGGGUUCGACCUGAAUCUGCACACAAAGCAUUGUGAAGCUUUUUCCUUUCUGUUGGCCAUCCUGUGUCUCCUAAUUGUUCCAAGACUUAAUUGAACUUUGCAAGUGUAUUUUUAGGAGAAAAAUAAACAGGAGAAAAUAGCUGCUCAUUUAUAUUUACAAGUGAAUAGACUGAUAUCAAACAAACUCCUUUUCGAUGAAUUUUGAAUUGAAACAAAAGCGUCUUUUUCCAGAGUAAACCACAGUGGAAAACUUUUCUUGGAUGAACCUUUGCAACGCAACAAGUGCACUGUGUGUUUUGGCAGACCCCUUUAGCCAAAGAUCCCUCUGAAAAUCCGCAUGCAAUUUUAGAAGAAUCAGAUUCUUUCUCUUUCCUUGGCUCAUGCACUGCCCUGAUAUUAUGCACACAGAGAAUCCCCCCCUCUAUUCAAAUAUGAAAUUCAAUCCUCUUGAAUGUGAUCUAUAGCAUUUUUAAAGAAUAAAGCAAUUUUGGGGAAUAUGGAAUAGUGCUUCCCCUGGAUGAAGGAUGGCUUUCAUUUUUUUUCAAGGCACCUCUUAGACUGAGUGAAAUGUUUCCCGUGUUCGCCCAGGGACGACUUUAUUUCUUACCAGGGAUUUAACACUCACUCAGUCCCCUCAUAAAUACAGCAUCCCUCAGUCCUUCGCUUGCCAUAACUCAUGCACUAACUCUCUAGCUAACUAAACUCAUAUAGCAGAGCCAACACUUGUUUGUCUUUUACCUCAGCCUUUCUCGCCCACUAUUCUUCUCCGUCUCUUUUCCUCCCCUCAGCUGAUUUAUAUAUGACAGAAUCUCCUCUGACUACCGUCUCACCAGGCUCCUGCACUGAUCUUCUUGGCCCACUCGUGGAGUGAGUUUUGGAAGAAAUGUGCAUUUGAAUAUGAGCCAGCCUAAUCUCCUUGAGGCUAUUUAGAGUGAGCCUAAUGCUCCAAGAAUGAGCGAGAACAGCACCGGAGAAAAUGCGGACGUCCCUCUUGGCGUGUUACAACACAACUCAGGUCUCCAAAGAACGAAGCAAGUCUUUGAUUAGCUGAUGAGAAUUUCUCUGUAAGGCAAAUGACGUAAAUUUGUUCUUUCAGGACACCUGUUGAAGAUUUUGGUCUCAUUAGUCUUUAUACAUUAAUGGCACCUUGGUAGAAAUUUUACCUUUUGGCAUGUUUUCCCAAUGGUAUAAUAAAUAUCAGACAUACAGCAGCUGGUGAACUUUGAAGCCAUUUUACUUUAGUCAGAUGAAAGAGCUCAGGUGGGGUAUAACAGUGUGGUGGAAGCCUUUACUGAUCUGGUGCCGAUUGGCAUUUUGGGAGGAGACAGUCUUUCUGGCGUGGUUCCCGUAUUGGUUGUUAACAGCCUGCUGGUACCUUCUGUUCACUCAACUCCUCGAGCAUCUGAAGACCCUCUGAAGUCAAAAUCGCCCAUUUUGAUGUCUCGUGGCAGCACCCAGCGUUUUGUUGUAUUUGCGUUUGAAAAAAACAGGCUCUGCUCUGAGGAAUUACCUUCAGCACUUGUUGGUGUCAGAUAGAGGAGGAGGGUACGGUUGCUCCUUUUUCCCCCCAUUCUCCCAGCUCUCUUUGCUGUCCUUCCUUUCUUUUUGAUCUCGCCAUCAAAUCUUCUUCAGUUUUCAUGAGUGACAUUUACCCAAGAGCGGCAUGGGAAAUGGUUGGCUGAAGAAGACGUUUGAGAAAAUAUGCCUGAGCAAGCUAUCACCUUUGAUAAAGCCAUAGUUCCAGUGGGAGAAGAAGAAGAAAGCCGGAGAGUUGGAGCAUUGUUGGUAAUGAAAAAUGCCAUGCGAGAGGGAGCAUCUCUCUGAUCACAGCCUGUUAAACCAACAAUGUAUAGUACAACAGAUACAACUCCACUUGUACAUCAAGCAUCUCUCUGGUGUUGUAGCACAAUGAGAGUUUGACCCAGAGGGCUGAUCUGGAUCCUGGGUACCACACUGUGCCUUUAUUGCACAUCAGCUGGCACUAAAUAAUCUCAUAAUAAAACACUCCGUUCACACACAGUGGGGUCAUGCUGGCGCUGCCAUCAACACUGGCAUACCUUCAGCUGUGUCACCAUUUGGCAAAAAGCUGGCGAGGCACUUGAAAGACUGCGAGGAGAAAGAAGAAAUAACGGGGAAGUGGAGGGUAGCUGAAGGCACAGAGAGCGAGAAAUGUUAGCUUUAGUAAUUACUACCUCUAUAGAGAAGCAGUGGAGAGGACAGUGAGGCAAGCGAGCGCACGAAGGAGGCCCCGUGUGCAGAUAAUGAAGGGGUAUCAUUGUAGCUCUGACAGCGUUAAUCUUAGAGUGCCUCACAGUGUGUGUGGAUCUCGAUCUGGAUAUGUGGAUCAUAUGCAUAUACUGGCUGAGCGUACAAAGGCCGUCAUACAGCACAAGUGACUCUGUCUUUACAUGGAAGACCAUCCAGCCCACCUGACACCUCAGUUUGUCCCACUGAGCUGACAGUCGCCACCUCUUACAUCUUCUUGAAGCUUUACAACCUUAUGCCUCUCCUUCACGAAAGCUUUGGGAUCACCUAUCAGUCCCUGAAAAACUUAACAUCUUUUUUUUUCUUUCGUGGAGGAGUAAGAAAAGAAAGGAGGGAAGCGGUCCAACUUUCUUUGUGCCUCCUUUUUCUUUUCUUUUUUCCUCUUCCCAUUUGAAGUUGUGAGACACUCAUUUAGGCCUCAUUGCACACCAACACUCAACACACGAGAAAGUGUUAUGAAUAUGUAUCAACGCAGCAUAUGGCAGCAGUAGCACUGGGACUAGGUGUGUCCAGAAGGGUAGAGUGCUGCCGAUGCAUUAUUCUCCAUUCAAAUUACCACGGUAAGAAUGCAGCGGGGAGCUGUGAGUUUUUCACCACCCCUUCAGACGGGGCAGGAGAAGAACCUGGAUCCCGGGGAACAGCAGGAACGGAAGAGAGGUGAUGAGCACAGUAGUGGGCCAGCUGAGUUUCCUUGAUUUGGUCGAUUUUUUCGGCAGGUUCAAACCUGGCACUCGCUGACACAAGCGUGAUUAAAAGUGAUAUUUCUGACACAUUAGGAUGCGCACGGGAAGUAACCUCCUCUAAAGCGUUCAUUAUUAGAUGCAUGACAGACCUGAAUAUUUAUAAAAUGGGUUUUAAUAAUUAAUAGCAGCAAUCUGCUCCCGUAAUUCAUCAGAUUUGCACUUCAACAGAGUAUCCGUUUUCACUUUAAAAUAAUAAUAAGAGGAAUAUUAAUGUUGGAGAAAUGUAAAACGGGCAGCUGGAUACAGCGCAAACAGGCAAGCACUCCAUGCUCACUUCUGAGGCUCUCCUUUAACUUGUCACUUUUCAAAUAAAAUUACAUUUUAAGCUGUCAACACUGCAGUGUUUGAAAACCUUCAGUUGUUUGUGCUUGACAAUUUAGUGAGUGGCUUCUGACAAAUGUGGCAAGUCAUGAAGAUAAAGAUGCAGGAAACAAAGUGGGUUUGGUGUAGAAUGCAAAAGUAGAUGCUGUGGUUUUAUCAAAAGCAAAUUUAUUUGUUUGAGUCAACUUAGCAGCACUUCCUUUUGUAUACUGAGACCCAAAAAUAGACAGCAUUCUUUUUUUCCUGUAAAGCAGCUUUACUCGUUUCAUCGUUUCACAGACAUUUCUCUUUUUUUUUUUCCUUCUGCCUUUUUGCGAGUGUUGUUUUAUCACACCUUCAAAUUCAGUCACGGCACAUUCCUCUGUCUAUUGAACUCCCAGAAACAAGAAUGUUCCUGUUUUAGGUAAAAACUGCAACGUUUAGUUCCUCCUCCACUUCACAUGGAACUUUUGGGUAAAGCACACAGUUUUAGUGCAGUCACAGGCACAGUGGUGUGUUUGUCCUAGCUACAGAUCACUUUUUCUCAGUGUGUGAGAAUGCUGGUAUAUUUUACAUGACCCACAGACACUUGUCAGAGAGAGAAGAGUCAGUAUGUGGAGCCCAAUGCCUCUCAGUUCUCCAUAAAAGAAAUACAACAGCAGACCUUCUUCACUUUUUGCUUGUCCACUUAAAACAUGUAAUGACAUCUUUUUUUGCUCCCUCCCACACUUUUCAAACAUAUAUAUGGACGCACAAAGACUUUUACAUGCCAUAAAAACCCUUUCAAUUCUGUUGUCACUUCCACUUUGCUUAUCAGAAAAGUAUAACAAUAGUUGUCACAGCAGAGUCACAGCCACAGGGUCUGAAAAAUGGAAAUCCCAUGAGCAGGAAGUCUCCGUCUCAUCACUUCCUCACUUAGCUCUACAAAGAAUGUGUUUUGAUCAAAAUUUAAUAAUGCUUCAUAAGAGGAAUACAUUGAACUUUGAAAGUGAAGAAUGUGAUUUGAAAAAAAAAUGAAGAAUUAGAUAAAGCCCUUGGUGAUCUGUGGGUCAUUUUUGGACAGGUAUAAACCUGACCAAGAUGACAUUUUCACUGGCACCUGUGGUGCAGUCUACUGCACGUAAAGUCCAAAAGAGGAAAAGUCUGUCAGGCAGAGCAAAUGUUUUAAUGGCAGCCAGAGAUCGAUGUUGUGUACACAAGCAUCCUGUCUGGAAAUACAUGCUUUUCGGGUAAAUGUUGCCUCCUUUUUUUCUUUUUAGUGAAGGAGAGUCAGAGGAGAAAAGGAGUAAAAGUAGGAGGAGGCAGGAGGGGGACAGGGUCAACAGGACCUGAUGCAUAUACUUUAAAACUGAAAUCGGGGAAAUUGCCUGAAAAACAUUGACUUGCACUCUCGUUCACAAGGCCCCCAAUCUGAAAAACAAAUUCAAAACGUAACCUUGGAAAUCAAUUAAGAAGCCUCCGAGAGCUUGAGAAAAAGAAGGGGAAGGUCCGCCCUUCUUUUUCCUUUACCCCCCCCUCCCCACAUGUCUUUCCUCUCCUCCACUUAACAGGAACUCGGAUCUGCCGAUCACAACACUGCCUUGUGUGAGGAGGCUUUGUCAGCAGGGGCUUUAUUUAAUUUUUUUUAACGGCAGAGUGCCUUAUAUGCUGUCAAAAUGUCUUAAGAGUCUUAUUAAAGAAAUGCCACAGCUCAUUUCCUUGUAAUGCAAUUCAUAUGCUGGUGAAUGGGGGCAUGUCUAAAGAUCUAAACAGCUUUGCUUUUUAGGCUUCACAUUAGGGGUUAUCUGUGAGGGCUUGUCAUUGAUUGACAUUAUCUGGCCUGACAGGGCCUCAUAUCAAGGUUAACCUCAUGGACAACAGUGCCACCCGCACGGACACACAUCCACAUAGACUCUGUAGUCAAAUAAGGCACGCUCUCUUCAACUUCCCGUUGAGAGGGGUGCUACGUAUGUGUGCCGGCUUCAUCUGUGUGUGUAAGCCAGGUGGAGAUUUCCAGACUUAAUUGAUAACUAAUGGAGCGGCGUGUGCUGAGUUUACCCUGGAGGAUUGACACUGUGUGUGUGUUUGUGCAUAAAUGUGGGUGUGUGCGUGUCCUGUGGAGUGUUAGAGGGGGUAGGUGAUGGUAACAGGAUGGGGAUGACUUACUCAGCAGUGUAGCUCCGGAUUCUGGUGAAUUAAAUAUGGCCCUAAAGAUAAUAACAUGGAUUGACACAUACCAGCCUGGCUGCUCCUGACCUCUUGGGCAAGCAAUCCGUUCUCUUUGCCAUAAAAAAAAAAAAAAAAAAAAAAAAAAAGUGUGUAACCAACACUCAAAUCAGAACAACACACACAGUCACACACAUCACCCCUUCUCCCUCCCAACAAGCCACAAAGGCGAAGAGAGAUCCCCGUGACCAAAAUACAACUGAAGCAGUUAAUCUGUACAGAUAUUAGCUCAAGGGCCCUUGAGAGGUGCACCGCUGAGCCCCUUCUCCACUGUACUACCCACACUGCCUUGCUGGUGAAUCACACGCAGCAGCCAUGAGGGAGGGACACAGGGUCGUCUGCUCAUUUACCAUGGCGGUUGGCUUAUCAAAUUGCACUCCUGGUGUCUUGAAAAUGAACAUGGGAGCCGAGCUUCAAAACAAAGCUGCAGGAAUAAAUUUCCCCUGUUCUGUCUGUCAGGGCAUGGGACUGUGUGUGAUUGUGUGUUUUUGAGAGCGGAGUUUUAGCCUCCUGCAACAUUUAUAAAUUAAGACAUCAUCUGGUGCCAGCUGCAAGUCCAGAUUUGAUGUACAAUUUUAACAAGUUAGCCGUGUGUCCCAUGAAUUACCCUAAGCAGCAAACUCAAUAAAAGUUGGCUGUUUUGGUACGAGGCUGUCAGAAUGGUUCUUGUCACUCAUGUCAGAUUGUUUUUCUCUCUCCCUUAGACCAUUUUAGGCUGCUUGUCCUCUGUUCUGGAAAACACCAUAAUUACCCUGUUUGUGAUGAAGCCAGAGGGCGUAUUUGUCCUUAGAUUUCAACUUUCCUGUCUGAUUGCCCUCAAGUUCAGCGUCUUUCCUCUUCCGUCUGCACUUGAAAUAUACAUUGUUUUCUUCAGCCAUUGUCCUGCGCUGCUAGUGUGUGUGUGCGUGUGUGUGUUUAAGUGCACGCAUGUGUGUGUGUUAUAAGGGUUUGUAUCUGCCUUUGUCCUGCAGCGUCUUCUUUGUGUUUAGCAGCGGUGUGACGGGAGCGUAGCCCUUGGCUGAGGGACUGUGUUUGAUAACAGCCUGUGGACCAAACUGAAGUGUACGAGUCCAAGCGGGUCCUUCAAGGUCAGCACCCCCAGAAAGACGGCACACAAUGUGCAAGGUCACAUUCUAGACUAAAAGCAAUAAGUGCUUUAUUGAUAGGAGAAAAAAAAAACAAGCAGGCAGAUGUGCAACCAACUGAUUAAUAAUAAAAUACAUUUGUGGGAGAGAGGGAGGAAGGGGUGAGGGGAGGGCGGAGGGGAGAGGUGACAGCCACCUCUUGACUGUUUAUCCGUGUCUUUUGAACUAUACGUGUGCACCAGCAUGAAUGCAUUUACAGUAGUUUUUUCCACAGAAAAACAUUGAUCUAAAAAAUCAAUACUCAAAUCCAGUGGUUUAAAAAAAGAACAAACUUUGACAUAUCGGUGUUUGUUCCAGUUUCCUGGGAGCACAGUCCCUCACUUUGUGCCUGAAUUAUAUCCAAACAUGACCGCAGUUUUCAGGACUUAUAAAGUAGAGUGUGAGAGUGUGCUCUUUAAACUCACUUCUCCUGUUUUGACAGUAAUCUAUGUGUCAUAUAUAUAUAUAUUUAAUCAGUGUCAUAUUUUAUGACAGGGACAACAGUCACUGUAGAUACCUUUUUUUCCAUUCAGUCACUUUAUGAACAAUAUGCCUUUUGUACCACACCUUCAGUGCUAUUAUCUUUUAUGAAAAUAAGCAGAGGGCAUUGGACUGUCGUCAUCUUUUAUAUGCCUUUAUCAUGCCUCCUCUCAUGCUCUCCCUACCUCUUGCUCUGCCUCUUUUCCAACCUGGCAAACCUGCCAAGUGAGUAAAGCUCAAAAGUGGAUCAGUAAGUGGCAGAUUUAGAAUUGAGGUGGAGAAAGCUAAGUCCCCAGUCCCAGCAAAACCUGUUUCUUCAGGAGGACUCUUAGGGACAAGGGGGUUGGGAGAUUUCUAUACGCUCUGCCUUCCCCUUUCUCUCAGUGAUUCACUUACAGUAGUCUUCCCCGUCCCUACUUCACAGCCCCCUUUUUAAAUCCCUUCUCUACAUAAACUUCUUCUCAGAUGUACCCACCCCUAAACCCCCAUCUAUCAACUAGUUGGCAAUGGCAUUGUUUUUAAUCAUCAGAACCUCAAAAUUAUUAUUAUCGCUUCUGAUGCAGCAAUUAAAACUUCAGGUCAGAGGCACAACGAGCGGUGAUCAGCAGCCGAGCUGAGAAGUUUUAAUUAGACGAUCAGAACCAUUAAUGCACAAAAAAAAGGUGUGCGCUGGGAAAUUAACGGGAACGUCUUAAUCAGGGUUAGCGACUCCGAAGAGGAGUCAAGUGAACAGAGAGCAAAAAACAAAUCAUUUCCGCACCACUGGGACAAAACUCAAUUAAAUAUGCAUGCGGAAAAAUGGAAAUUUCUAAGCAUCGGCAGCACAGACUGUUGGAAAACUGUGGCAAAAUCUCACUGCAGGGUCGACGACCUGCUUAUUGUUAUUCUUGUGUAAUAAAAAUGAGAGAGGGGCCAGAUGCUGGGGUCUGGGUGUCGUGGCGUAGUUGUCCAUCAGUGGCUUUCCGCUUGACUUCCUUGUGGCUGCUGCAGCCUCUCUUCCGUGCAGUGAGGGAGAGAGGGAAAAAAGAGAAGGAGGAAAACAUUCUUUUCCUGCAAGCCGUAAAUUUACAAAAAUAAAAACAUGGUAAUUUCAAGUGUGUCUCUGCAUGUUUGCCUGUGUGGCCCAGUGAUUUCCCUGAAACACACAUGCACACACGCUCUCUCAUAUAUAUACAUCUCUCUUGGGAGCUAGAGACACAAAAGGUUCACUGAGCUACACACGGGGAACUGCAGUCUUGUCAAUUAAUCUGCCGAAGGUUCAUAAAGUUAGAACCAGGUUUUUCUUUUUUUUUAAAGAGCUAAAGCAACUCUCUGUUGCAUAUUGUAAAAUAAUCCUGAGCUGAACAGACAUCUCCCAGACCCUGUUUGUAUUAAUUAACUCCUGAUAUUGCGGGGGGUUUGUCCCUGUGUCAGUCAUGUAGGAACUCAGCAGGAAUCUACAACAAGCCCAGUACCUGUGUUUGAUUAGGUGGAGACAAAAGCCACGCUUUAAACAGGUAGUAUCUGACUCUCUCAUUUACAGACCCCUCUGUAUGCUUGUUUCAUACAUGCUGCGGGGAGUUUGUGAAUUAAAGGUGUAUCUUAACAAUAAAGUCAUAUUAUUUUUUCACUUUUUCCAUUUUACUCUUUAUCUUUCAUUAGAAAAUGACAAAAAACCUUUUGGACAGAAGCGCCCUGCUCUGGUCUGGUCUGGUUUGUUAGUUAGAAGUAAAGUCACAGCCAUGUUAAAUCUCCCAUUCUUUACCCCAAGCUGCCUUGAUUGCAGUCUGUGCACGUUCACACAAAUAAUGCACUUCCAACAGCGUUAUUAGGAUUUGAAACACCACUUGAUUGGGCAUGAUAUCAUUCUGGCACACAAACAGAUACUCUGCAUCAAAAACCAACAAGACCUGUGGGGCUUAGAGCUGUGAAAGAGUAAGUCUGUAAGUAAGGAGAGCUCGCCUUGAACACAAUCUGUGUUAUCCGGCUCUGAGAAGAAACAGGCACACAAAGAUCUUUGAAGCUCUUAUUUUUGACUGAAGAUGAAAAAGAACUUGACCUGCUCCAAAUGUAUUCAAAAUAGUUUCUUGAGUUUUUCCUCAGGUUUUGGCCUUAUACAGACAGUAAAUGGCUCUCCUUUGUGGCCCUGCACUCUUUCCAGUAAAAUAGUGUCACAGCUAACAUAAGCAGCUGGAAAAAUUAGUUUCAGCUGUUGUGUUCAAAUUCAAACCUGUCUGUUUUUUCCAGUGCUUACUGAGGUGUCUCCUACUUGACAAUUAGCACACCAGGCUAAAACAGACUGUAAAUAAUGUCCAAUGCCUGUGACAGUGUUGUUUUUCAUUCUGAUAUUCAUUAAUAAGGCAGAAUGCUUACUGGACUCUAAGGGAGGUGGGGGAGUUAGUCCCAGAGGGAAAAGUUGUUCUUUCAUGUAGGUCCCCACAGAUUUUAUCUCAUUGUACGCUAUCAUGCACACAAACGACUUGAGGUAAACAGCUUAGUGUUACCAUAGCAAUCCCUAUUGUAAGCAAUGGCAAAAAGCUGCUGUGGACAGAAACCCUCAGCAUAAAUAAUAGUUUAGACAGCUACCAUAAACCACUGAACCAUAGCAUGAUACUCCUCACAGGAAGCUCACAGUAUUAUAUUUGCUUUGAAGAACAUACUACCUCUAGAAAUAAACACUGAAUUUGCAGUGAAGAUGUUGGUUAAGGUAAAGCUGCCUUACAUACUUCACCAGCAGCACUUAGUCCUCAGAUAAUGCUCCUUAUUGUUAACAGAAAACCACACAUAAAUACUCACUAAUGGAAAGAAAUAACUUUGUAGGGGUCAUUUCCUACAAGGAGCUUGAGAUUUCAAUGCAAAGGAAAUCGGUAGUUAAAGUAUGAAAUACUGAAUGCAGUAAACAGAAAAAUGACCUCCACUGCAACACCCAUAUGACCUCAAUCUUCCUUUGUGGAGUAUUUCUGAAGAAAAAAAAAAGAAACACAACUUGAAAAUUUAUGUCUUCCACUUCCUAAUAGUUUUUCCAGCUGAUCUUUUUUUUUCUUCAAAAUUGCUGUCCUCUUAAAGGUGACCCUUUCACCUCCGCCUGCAAUUGUCUAACACUAAACUGUACAGUAAUGCGCCGCUGAUAUAUGGCCCACUCAAAACUACAUAAUUCCUGAAGUCAUUGUUUCAGAGAGGAAGUGUGCAAUGUAAAUACAGUAACUGAGAAAGCAUGUGUGGGGGGCACGGGGUGCAUUGUCUGGCGAUGGGGUGAUCUGUAAACUCCUUCAGAUUGUAUAUCCUCUAAUGAUCCCACAGCUUUGCAAAAGAAAAUGAAAACAGGAUUUUAUGUUGCACUGAUGUGAUUUACAUAAUGCUGGCAAUGGCUCACACAUGAUUGUGCUGGGCUUUAUGGCUGAGGAAUAAUGAGGAGGCUUGUACUCAUUGUUAUAGAGAGUGAAUCGACUCUUUAAGAUAGAACUCAGUUACCUCUGAUAACUCAUAUUUUCUUUUUUCUGCUGAUACAAUUCAUAGCACUGUAUGGUGUAUUAUCUUUAGCACAGCAGGACUGAGUUAGAUUCAAUAUAGCUUCAAACAAAAAAAAAAAAUAUGACAGCUAUGGCAUGCUGUUGAACUGUUUUCACUGAGUCUGGCUGGCAAAGCUUUAAUAACUGCUGAGUAAAAAAGAAAGUCAACUAUUUACACAGUAUAAAAGUUAACAUGUUGGUCUGGCCGCUCAUGUUUUUUACUGCUUCUUCUAAACCUGUGUUGUUCACGGUCACUUCCUCCUGCCUUCUUAAAAGUUAUUUACAACUUGAUAAAGAUCUGGCCUUGAUUUUGAGUCAGCAAAAUGCAGUUGGAAGGUGAACUUUGGUGGCUCUGGAAAUAAAGUGAAAGGUACUAGAGUGCAGUUUCUGCCCUAAAAAGGCAGCUCUGGAUAUGGAAUGCCACAGGCAGCUGUUCCUGCCUCAUCAGAGGACAUGUUAUAAAGAUAGCCCCACUUGGGUCGAAAUAAUGCCACCCAUUCCUGCCCUAAAGCACACUCUAUCAUGCUCCAUUGUUCAGAGAGGCCACACUGGAAGAAAGAAAAGCUUGAGACUGUGCAGUUUGUCUUGUUAAGCAGAGAUAUGUAAAACAAGGUAUCUGCUUUUUUUGUUUCAUGUACCUGUGCUGCUGUCUCAGCAAGAUCAACGUGAAAAACAGGCUAUAAAACAGGGAAAUGUUUACAUGGCUUAUUAUUAUUGUUAUUAUUUUUAUUUUUAUAAAGUGAAACCAGCAGCCUCUCCAGAGCCCGUUUUAAGUCUAAUUCCUCUGAAUGGCCAACAUGAGAGCGGCUCCAAAAAGCUUAAAAGUGCUCAGCGUUUUCACUCCAUGUCUUGACAGCUUUAACGCUGUACAGCCCCCCACUCAGUGGCAGGACCACAGCCUCUCGAGGUGAGAGUGAAGAUAACAUUUCACGGUGUCUCUAUAGCCCUGUCAUGUGAAGGAUUAUGUCGCUGUGCUUUUGCUGCUUGUAGUACUGUAGGAGGUCUGAUACCUAUCAGCCUGUGAUUUCAGCUGCCUGCACUUUUUUUCUCCUUUUUUUCUCACCCUGGUGUUAAACUCUGAGCUGACCGAAGAGGUGUGACUAGAAAGAUAUGUACAGUAUCUCUGUGUCCUUCCAGUCUUGUGCUGUUAUUAAGGCCCUCUGGGUGGUAUUAAUAGCAGUCACUGUUGUUCUGGGUUGUUUUUCCAUUGUGAUGAAAGUUAGUGAAAGGUAAAACCUGCUUCAAACUUUGUUCCCAAUGGAACUAAAAGCACACCUUGUAGAUCUUUUUGAAGAACCUGCUUAUGGUUGGAAAAAUGUAAUUAUUUAAUGAUACUUGUCUGUUAACAGGUCAUGCAGAUGGAAGAGACAUUUCAACAAAAAUGAACUCAUCUUGAAUCUUUUUCUUUGUUCCUUUUUCCCUCAGCUGAAAGGAGUUUAUGCACUGAAACGACCUCAGGAAAAUCCAAGAUGGCCGCCAAAAGGAAAGGUGGCCUAAAACUCAAUGCGAUCUGUGCCAAGCUGAGCCGCCAGGUGGUGUUCGACAGCAGCUCCCAGAAUGCAGAGGGAGACCAGAGUGUAGCAGAAAACAGUGAACGUGGCAGUUCCCACUACGAUGACAGCGAGACCAACUUCCCAGAGAGCCUGAGCUUAAAUCAGAGCCUGGAAGAGGACCAGAAGAGACGUGAGGCCAUCGAAAAGUGGGUUAACGGCGAGUAUGGCGAUGAGCCACCAGUUCCUGAGGAUGACCAGGAGCAUGAACUCAAAGUCAACAAUGAUGAAGACGGGCCUCCUGAGGGCGUGUACAUGGUACAGCCCAAAGGCUGCAGCGAUGACGAGGAGGAGGCCGAGCCUGCAGCAGGGUCUCAUGAUGGCAGUUUCCAUGACGACAAAGAACCUGAAGACAGGCCUUCAAAAGAUGACACCUACAUGCAGCCAAGCGAGGCCCCGAGUCGCCAAGCACCUUUCUCCUCUCCAGGUACAUUUUGACUUUCUUUCAGUCAGGUGUUUCUGCUGUACUCAACUCACUCCUUCACUUUUUUUAAUUCACUCUGUACCAUCACCAUCUUAAAAACCUUAAAAACACUGUAUCAAGGAAAAGACGCUCAGAUAGAGGGUGGGUGACACUGGCACAUCUACAUAAGCUUAAGUGUGCCCAUUAUUGAAGAGUGAGUAACUCUAGAGUUACAUUAAGAAUAGCCAGUGACACUAUUACCCUAAAGACAGAUUCAACUGGCAGGCCAGGGGGGAAACAGAAACUUGUCAGUGUGUGUGGUUAACUCUACAAGAAAUUCAUAAAUGGAGAGGGCUUACAACAUAAGGCCGCUUCUGCAGCUGUGGGCCAAGAGCGGAUGGCAGGACCGGGCUAAGCUUCAUAUUACACCCAGGAUUACAUUUUGAGUCUUUGAUUUUCUCUAAGCUCACUAAACUUAGCCUCUGCUUCAAGCUCCUCUGUUUCAUGGUAUUGUAGUCUGCCAUGGAGGAGCUUGUUUUUUGAUUUACAGUUGUCAAAUCCCGGUGAUCAGAUCAAAUCAGAAAUAGAAGUUUUAUUGCAUGACCAGACCACAGUUAAGCAUGAUACUGUCUUCUCAAACUCAAUAGUGAUUUCAUGAAAUUAAUGUUAGCAGACAUGAACACAUUAGAAUAAAUCCUUCAAUACUUUAUCUUCUUUGAAAUGACUCAUAAUAACCUCUGUUUAAUUGUGACAUGGUGUACCUUGGGUGUAAUUCACUGAUUAUCAAACAGAUAAAGCUGGCAGACUUUCAACUGUCAUUUUAAAGCAGUACAAGUAUGCAUGGACUGCAUAAACAGUCUUUUAAAAGAAGUGCUGUUGACUGUUUAUUCCUUUGUGACUGUUGAAACCAGAUGCAGUUUUACUAUGAGGAGAUUAGGCUUUGUAUUGCACAAGUAAAAACACAGAACUGUGUAAAGCGAGAGAAAAAAAAAAGAAAAAAACAGCUUGGUUGUAUGAAUUGAUAAAACCCUUUUCACCGACACGCAGUGGAGAAAAAAAACAGCAAUUUGCAGGUGAGACCGGUUGUUGCGGUACAAAAACAAGUUUUUUUUUGAGCUUACUCACAUCAGUUUAACUGCUUUUUGGUCUUUCAUCUAGGUCUAGGUAUCUGCCUCUGUGUCAUGUUCGCAUGCUCUUUUUGUCUUCAUUUCUUUUGUUUUCACCAACUGCACAGCAGUGGCUCUGGCCACACUCAGAAUUGGGGGCAGGGGCUUCUCAGAAAAAGAAGCAGGUUUCAUAUCAGAGCUAAAUGAAAAAAAAGUCCUUGUGGUUUUAAUUAGUCAUUUUGUGUUUAUUUCAUGGUCAUGAAAAAGCCUGUGUGUAAAUAUGUAUCACUGUUGUGUAGCAGGCCUACACCUUUCCUUCCACUGGCUCCCUCACUACUUUACAUCUCACAACAAAGCCGCUGUUUGAAGACUGCGGGGAGAGCAUACUGCAUCAGUUGCAAAUCUUGUCUUAAGAGUUUUUUUUUUUUUUUUCAGAGUUGUUCUUUGUUGAUUGUAACUAGGGCAUCUAUAUUGCCAUGUUUCUGCUCAGCACACAAUUAAAACAUUUUUUCCCCCGCUCUCUCUCUCUUGCCGCUGUCUUUCAAAGGCUGAUGCGGAGUGCACGUAAUUAUGCAUAUAAACAUAGUGGCUUAAUUAUCUCUCACAACAUCAGUGACAAUGUAAUUAACAAACAUUGCAAGAUCAAUGAGAGAAACUGCGACCUUCAAAACAUUUAACUCCUCACAUUGAGGCAUCGUGCGGAUUUCCUAUCAGUGCAAAACCCCAGAAUACUUUUCCUAGAUAAUUUAGAUGUCGCAUUAGAGCCCUCAUAAGCAAGUCAAUGGAAUAACCAAUGAAUAAAAACUAUGAAAGCAAUGACAGAGAUGCUCAUAGCGAUGGAUCAAACAGGCUUGACCAUGACUUCCAUUUGCAAUUCUGGGUUCACUGUAAAAGGUUAUUGUUCAUUUCAAGUGGUUUCAAAGCCCUCUCUAUUUACUGCCUGUUAAUUAACUAACCAAACAGAGAGGAAGUUUGAAGCUCCGUACAGUUUUGUGUGUGGCAAAUUAGUCCAAACAAAUUCACAUAAUGUCAUUUAUUCAAAGCAACUCUUUAUCAGGAUACCACUGUCCGUUUAAACAAAACACACUUAAACUAAUUCACUCACACAGGCACAAAUUGCUUUUUAAAACUAUUUAAAUGAUUGUACCAUAUGAAAUAAUCCCAUUGUGCAGAACUUAUUCGAAAUGAAAUCAUAUAAAAACCCUGCAUGUUAUUAAACCAUUUUUCAACUAAGUAGUUAACACUGUGUAUGUCAGGUUCACAACUGACAACCUAUGGAGGGUAUUACAACUCUAGAUUAGUCCAUAUAUAGCUGCUAGAAUGCACCAUUAUCAUCAGCGACACCUCUGUCUCUCAGUCCUGGGAGUAGAGAAGCUGUGCCAUGCUGAUGGCCAUGUUUGGUCAGCCUAAAGGAGAUAGAAUACACAUCUGUUAUCAUAUCUAGGAGGGUAAAUGUAGCCUAAUUGCCUCAAAUAUAGACAAGCCAGGUCUGCAUCAGUGUUAGGACUUGCUUGCUUGAAGUGUCAGAUUAGAAACCGUUUAAAGUAGAUAUUCUAGUGACACUAGAGAAAGUGCAGAGGGAAAUGUCAGGUUCACAGAAAAACAAGGAAAAAGGACAUGCAUAGACAAAAAAGAAGGUAGAUGUUAAUGGUUUUUCAUUUAUUUUUCGUUUUAUCUUUGAGAUGAGGUGGGAUUAGUUGUUGAAACAAUGUCGUCUUGCUCCUUAAGGUUUCCUACCAGGUAUCACAUGACUUCAUUAAGAGGCAGGCAGAUACUUAAGUAGAAAGUCAUUUAUACGGUGUUUAAGAAAGGUUAUCUGCUGUCACUGACAGUCAUAAUCCUUUCAAGUUCAAUCAUUUGCCUUUCAUUGAUAGCACAUCGCAUGGCUCCACCGGGGAAAUGGAGACUUGACGACUUUUUUUAGAAGGUUAUAAUAUUACCAAAGCAGAUAGAAUAUCAACAAAAACUAUUUCUACAUGCAGAUGAGGAACUGCAUGUCUUUCUGCAGCCCUGAAUCAAUGUGAUUUAUCCUCAAAUAUUGUUGAUGUUGUCUUUUAGUUUUUCUCCCAAGCAUUUUACAAUUUUUUUUUUCCCCCAGUAAUUUUAAAAAUUUACUUCCAUCCAAUGUCAAAUCCACCUUUUUCUCUUCAGAUACCCUUAGUAAAGUGGAGUUUGUUAUUUUGGAUCACUGGUGUGAAGGGGGGUUGGCCCUAACUUUAGAGCUAUAUGAUAUACUGUGACCUAAGAUACCCUCAUAAAUGCGGCGGCUGUAAAAUGCCUGCAACCGCUAAAGUUAUCAGCACCUAAAUGACGUGAAAAGAAUCUCAAGCGUAAGAACAUUUUAGAUGGAUAUGUUCAGAUGUUUUCAAGUGAUACUUAACACUAUUACACUUCUAUAAUUACUUGAACAGGUGAAUGAAAAAAAAAGCUUACAUAUACAAUAAAUGAAAUUGUUGUGUGAUACUGGUAUGUAUAGUUUAUCAGUAGUAUGUAGUUUCAGCAGAUUUGGUAAAAUGAUCUGCAUUCAGGUAUUUCUUCACAAAUACCGGGUCUAUUUCUCUUACAUUUUUUAUGCUCUUUCAAUUCACCAGAUCCUCUUUCAUACUGAUCCACCGUGCAGUGGAGCAACCCCAACACAGUGAAUGGAAAUUUAGGGAUUAUUUUACAUGCCGUGUAGGAGAUGUGAAAAGCAAGGCACAGGGACUGAUUUAGCAAUAACUGAGACAUUUGAGACAAGUGCAGAAAUAUUUGUGGAUGACUUUCCCUGGUGGAUGUUGGUAAUAUUACUUCUUGUGAGCUCAUCUGUGCACUAGUGAUGAAAAAAAAAGCAAAUAAAUAAAAAAAGAAAGCAAUAUUAACUAUUGUCCAGUUACAGUGUCAAAGAGGAGCUCAGAGGGUUACCAAAGAUUUUCUAUGAUGCUGGUAAAUUAUCAUCUACUUAAAAGCAUGCUUAUCUGUGUUCUUGUGUACUGACACAAUCAGGGCCUUUUGGAAACCACAGCCUAUCUCUCCUUUUUUUUCUUUGUGUCUCUCUCGAUCACUCUUUCUCUUUUCUGUCCAUUCUCCACUUUGUGAUGCAGAACUUUGUCCCUCCACUGCUUUCAGGCCAAAUCAUUUUUCCCUUUUCCCCACUCUCUGACCUCUUGCACUAACCUGGAUGAGAGUUAAUGGGCCAGAAUUAAUCUCCACAUAAUGCAAUUAGACUAUACAUUGACUAUAUUUCGCCCAUGUCCUUGGGGAAGUUGUCCAAUUUAAUUGACUCUUAAAAUGAAAGUGAUGUUUCAGUUCACAAAUGUGUAAAGAGAGGAAAGAAGGAAAGGUUUGCUCUUUUCACUCUUGAAGGUGACACAAUAAUCACCUUGUUUUCCAAUACUUUACUCAUAGCUCUGUGAGGGGACAAAUAAUUUCUCUUAACACAGCAUUAAUUUAUGUAGAUAUAAUUGCUAUCUUUAAUACUUAAGCAUCCGUCUUUGUUUUGAAAAAGACUAAUAAAUGCCAUGGUAUUAUCAAAUGUUUUUAAGAAAGUUCCAUAAAUUUGUUUCAGAAUUUUAACAAAUUCCUGUUCUUACUUUAGUAACACUUAACUCAGUAAAGCCUCUAGUGCAGUCUCUUGCAAAGUCUGCAAGACUGACUUUGAGUGCAACCCAAACAGGAAGAGCCUUGCCUCAAACUGCAUGUUUAUUGAUUCAUAAACGCCAAGACAUGCUGUGAUAGCUUGAAAGAAAUCAUCCACUUUAGCUAUUUCAAAAUAAUGCCUUAAAAACUGUUACAAGAAAAUACUUAAUGACUCUUAGGUGUACCACAUACAAUAAGCUUUAUAUUUACAGGUCAUAUUUGCAGCUUUAAAGAAAAAAAAUCUCAAUUCAGUUUUAGGACUCACUUAUAAAGGAGCUUGUUUUUGUUGUCCUCUGCACAGGAGAAGCAUCUGCCCUGAGAGACUAUGCAGCCAACACCAUGAAUGAAUUUUUAGGAAUGUUCGGUUACGAUGACCAGCAGGUAAGGGAUGAGCUGACCAAGAAGAUCAGCUUUGAGAAGCUCAAAGCCGCUACCUCAGACCCCUCAUCCCUCAGCAGUGAGGAGGCCUCACGGCGCGCCCGCUUCUCCAAGUACGAAGAGUACAUACGAAAGCUAAAAGCCGGUGAGACCCUACCUUGGCCCAUGCAUGCUUCCCCACCCAAACCAGAGGACCUCAACUCGAAACUGGCCCAAGAUAAGAGCGCUACCAUGCUCCAGACCUCCGGGUCCCUCCCAGGGGCUGAGGCACAGAUCUACCCCUCAAGCCUGGACCACAAACAGCCAGGAGGACCUCAGUUGGGCACGUCUCAGCCACCAAAUCCCUCUCACAUCCAGAACUUGGCAUCCCGAGCCUCCAAGUAUGACUUCUUUAUUCAGAAGCUGAAGAUGGGUGAGAGUCUGCAGCAGCAAAACGGUAAUGCUUACAAACGGCCCUCCAAGUAUGACCUCGAGAACGUUAAAUUUCUGCACCUUUUCAAGCCUGGUGAGGGCAACCCUGACAUGGGGGGUGCCAUUGCUUAUAAGACUGGCAAAGUGGGCCGCCCUUCAAAGUAUGACAUCAGAACAAUUCAGAAGCUGAUGCCGGGAACUCAAGAGACCUCCCUGAUGCCCAAUGUCCUUGCCACAGCACCAGGGAAUCCAGGAGCUCCUGGUGUUCCUACUGUAGGUGCAGCUGGGGCCACCAUCGCCCCAGGGCUCACUGUGGACCAGACAGGACAUAUAAGCUUCAACGCCUCCGACUACCUAAAGUCCAGCUUCUCCAAGACUGACUCCAUCACCACAGGCACCGUGUCUUCUGUAAAGUAAGUCUGUUCAAAUGUUUAAUGAUCAUAUGAAUCCAUAAUUCAUGCACAGUGAAAUCUCUGCGAAGGCUAUUCAAUACGUCUGUCAUUUAAUGUCCUUUAUAUAUAUAUAUCUGCUUUAGAACACUAAAAGAAAUGAAUAAUGAUUCAUGAGAAUGCAUAAAUCCUUUCACCUUUACUUUAGUUUUGUUAAAAAGAAAAGACAGAGUCUAUGCUGCGGAAAACAAGUUUAAAAAUUCUAUUACCAAAAAUGGCCUUGGUUCUCACAGAAGAACUAACUGUAUGAAAAAACAUUUAACUUUCUACAUUUCAACUCUGCUGGACUGGACAAAAGAACGCUACCAUAGUAUUUUACAUUUUUGCUGUGACUAAACUUUCCAGUAAAUAUUCAGUCAGUCGCUCAUGAAUUAAACAAAUUUGGAACGUGGGAGAAAACCUUUCAUUCAACAGUUUUAGGUAAGGAGUUACUGUGUGACACACUAUGAUAGUAGUUUGAGCCAAAACAUAACACAUCUUUUCUGCAUCAACCAAUAAAUCACACAGCUUGUCAUUAAAUUUCCAAAUUAAAGUUUAUGAGUGCAUAGAAAAGACCCCAAGUUCCAGUGGAACACCUCGGAGCUAAUGUGAGGCUCACAUACACUUAACUGCUACUGUGAGUCAGUUAGCCUAACGCAAAGGUAAUUGCUACCUCUAUAGCAGCCAACAGGAAUGUAGUGUGAAAUAGCGCAUAGCGCCCAAUAGAUCCACGACAUGAUGAGUUGAGAAGGCACAUGAAGUGUUUACUCGCUGUAGCACUCCAUGGAGACUGAUUUAGCACAGUCAUCGCAAAGUGACUGACUUCUCUCGUUUGGCUAGGGUGUAACAACUCUCCCUUUAAUUACUUUGGAGCCAUGACUAACCUCCCGGCGAGUCACAGGGGCCGACUCUACACUGCCUGACGAGUGCACUUUAAAGGAAGCAAACGAGGGGUUUGGGGAACUAGCCUACAGUCCUGUGCACUACCAGUAGGAAACAGCUCCCAGAGUCUGUUUGAUUGGUUUUGACCUUGUCUCUAGUUAGUCAUGACCUAUCAAAGACACUGUUCAAGAGCCCUCAGGCACCUCUCCCUCAGGCUUUGGCCUUUGUCAGGUUGGGGCUCUAGGAAGCUACAAGCUUUGGUAACUGACCCAGUCUGGUGCUUAUAUAGAGGAAUGAGAGGGGGUCCUGGGGAGACUGUCUGGCAGCGUAUCCUCCCCUCUGGGUCAGAUUAACCUCAGGUCAUCCCCUGUGUGGAGCCGCUCACAUGUAGCUCAAUGCUUUUUUUAAAAAGACCAACAGAACCAGUUGUUUCAUCCUACACACAGUACAGCUAUCAGCCUCAUGGAGAAAAUCACAUCACAGGUGACAAAAGUACACUGGGUUCCUCUGUGGCCCCUCUGUGAGGUGAUAAAUUCCUCUGGAGUUCCUGUUUUGAAGCAAAUCGGACUGAGUAGACACUGGUAAUACACCACUGAGCUUCAUCUAGAUGCAUUUAAAGCUGCUGUGUUGUCUUACUUGUUUUAUUAUAAUGAGUCCAGACUGAUCGGAGACAACUUGACAUCAGUAUCAGAGCCAAGGUCCUUGGAGGGUUUCAGAAAAGACCUUUUCAGAGCUUUUCUUCCUCAUCCCCAUUAUCCCGUUUUGCAUAUGAGCACUCUCCAAAAUACUGCAUAAAAGAUUAAUGUCCCUUUGCUCCUGCGUUUUACCUCUCAUUGGGAGACUAUGCAUCAAAGUGUGCGCCUUCCAUCCCUGAUUCAUAAGGCACAUGAAAAUGCUGUUAUGCUGCAAGAAAAUGUAUAUUGAUAGUCCGAAGUUUGGGAGCGGCUUGUAAGUAAAUAUUGUGUCAGUUUGUUUUUAUUAACAACAGGCAGCCCAACCUCACCAUUAAUCCUGUCUCUUUUGUGUUUGCUGUUGCAUUAGGAAUGGCCUGCCACCAGAUAAACCCGCCAGCGACGACGUCAACCUCUACCAGAAAUAUAUUGCCAGGUAUGCAAAUCCCUCAAUGAGCGGCACGGGUGAAAAAAUAUACUCAAAACAGAGAUGAGCCUUUUUCCAAUCCACUGAUGGUGUGUUUUAUUCUGGGACUCGUGUGCCGUAAAUUGAUUGAGAAAAAGACUUCAGGUUAUGUGUUUAAAGGAAGUAGAAGGAAGAGGGAUAAUGAAAAUAAAGUGGUUUGAUGGAAGCUUACUGUAACUGGUUGGAAAGAAAGGCUCAUGGUGUGCAUAGCAGUGAAACAUUAGAGGGAACAUAAUUCUAUCCAAGUCUGUAGUGCUCACUAUGACUGACACAGAGAGGAUAUGAGCUGAGGCUGAGGUCUUCUUGCACUCUGCCAUUUAUUGUUGAACACAACAGGAACUGACUGAUCUAAAAAGUCAGUCAUUCACACCAACAGAGACAAAAACAUCAGACGAGGGGAGGUAUCUUGUGUUUCAAUGGACACAGAACAAUGUAGCCCAUUCUGGAUUCAUUUUGAGCCGACACUAGAAAGGUGAUUAUCACUUGUUUGUUUAUUCCAUUUAAAAAGAGAGAAAAACAGCAUUUGAAAAGCCAAAGUGGCUUUGGCGUUAAUGAUUACUUCUCCAAGCCAUAACAUGAAGGGCACAAAUCAAAGCCUUGGCACUGACAGACACACACACACACACACACGUACACACACACGUCCUUUUCUGCACACACAUACACACACAAAACCCCUUCCUUGGACUGAUUACAUUUUGCAAGAAGAUUUAAUUAAGGAAUUUUUAAUGAGGCUUCUGCUGGCACUGCCAAGAACUGUUUUGAUAUUUGCGCUGCAUAAUGCAUAAAAUUUGUCUAAACAUCUCGGCAGUUGAUGCACGGGGAGGCUGCAGAUAAGCCCAGAUACAGUUUCAAUUUCCGUGUUGGGGUUGGAAAAAAAAGAGAAAGGAUAGAAGAGGAGGGAGGAAAAAUGGAAAAGGAGGGCUCAUAAAAAGGGCAAAUGUAGCACUGAGAGGGGAGGUAGAAGCGGGGGAGGGUCCUCUUUUGAGCUUGGGCUAAUGAGUGCACACUAAUACUAAAAACCAGUGUUGUAAACGUGUUCAUGGCAGUCUUUGUGAAAAGAAGGAAAAAAGUUCUUCAUCUCUUCACAGUUUGAUAUUUUAAAGAGCUUCCUUUAUAGUGUUUAGUUGCAGAUUCACUCUUUAAAUGCUUUCAUGCACUCACUAUUGCCUCGGCACUUUGAUCUGUGUAUCUCCAUUGUAACUGGAGAUGCACUGCAAUCUCUGUAUCGUGGCGAUAUUAAUAUUUAAUCUGCUGCUGAAUAGCAGCGGCCCAUUAGGCCCCCUGACGCGGCAAGUGGGAAUUGUCCAGAGGCAAAGUGAUACAGCUGGGCAAUGAGCAGAGGGGUGGGCCAUAGUCUCAGGGGGAUGGGGGGCUUUGUGUGUUCAUAAGUGUAAAUGUGUGUGCGUGUGUAUGUAUGGGAAAGAAGGGUAUAGAAAUCAUUAAUGGUGGGGACAUGUUUAGACUUCAUUGUGUGCACACAGGUAGUUCAAGUCCUGGUUUUGUCUUUCCUAAAAGAGCCAUCAAACCUUCCCUAAACCCCCUCUACCACCAUCCCCAUUUUCCAGACACACUCACACACACACACACACACACACACACACACACACACACACACACACACACACACACACACACACACACACACACACACACACACAGCCAACUUAAAAAGAGUAGUGGAUAUGCCGUUCAAUUAGCUUAAUGAACUCAGCAAAGUGAUCUGUAAAUGCAGCUCUGGGAUAAUCCUAACAAGGAAAAAAACGAAAGAGAGAUGGAAAAAAUAUUACUUAGCCCCCUUUUCCCCCUCUCCUCUGCACUAGCAGAUGGAGCUCUUGGCAGCAGCAGUGCAAAUGUUUAUUUGUGUGUUUUCACUGGUAAUUGGAGGAUUUUAACAGUCAUCAUCGUCAGACUUAUAAUCACCACCGUAAAAGUGGCUGUACUGUUGCGAGCAGCGUGCCUUUUUUUUCGGUACACGAGUCAGACCUUCGUCUUUUUUGUACUACAGAUGAGAGUGAAAGAAUUAGUGGUGAAAAGUAGACAGAGCUGUUCAUACCUCUCACGAUACCUGACCCUACUCCUCACAAAGGAUAAAACUGUGGUUAACCUGAAAGAACUGUGCAUUGAUUUGACAAGGGUUUUCACAGCAUUUAGAAAUAAAGUAGUCAUCGGGUUCCUGAUGCCUGAGUGGGUGUGUGUAUGCGUGUCAAGGGAAAGGGUUUCAGUGUAAUAAGUGUCUCUUACGGCUGCUUUGGAAAUAAAUGGAGCUAAUUUGGCUGAAAUUGGUGUGACAGACGGGUAAAUUGUUGCAGCAGUGUGGAAAGCAGAAGCCAGUUUGAAGGUGUUACGUUGAAGGUGAGACGCGCAUAAUGCCUUUGAAAACUCCUUCACCUGUUUUAUUUUGGCUGUUCCCUGUAUUUCAAAUAAUUUUCCUCACUAAUCAUUCUUGAUUUGCUGCUGAUUACUUUUGAGUCACACUGUCGUCUUCCCGAGUGGCUUUAUCCCUGAGCUUUUUCAUCCCUCUGACUGCUCUUUGUGUGAUAAGCUCUGAUGCAUUCCCAGGUUUUGAACCAGUCCUGACUCCUUUUACUUAUACCAUUAGGAGCUGCUGAUACUGUGUUUAAUCAUCACACUGUGUCCUGUAACUUGGUUUUUCAGGUUUUCUGGGAGUCAACACUGUGGACACGUGCACUGUGCAUACCAGUACAGAGAGCAUUACCACUGCAUGGACCCUGAGUGUAACUACCAGGUGAGCGUGAGUACUUCAUCAAUUUUUGAGCACCUACAAAAUACCCAUCAACAAAUUCUACAGCAUGCUGCAAAUGUCCGUAUAACCUUCAUGUAUCACAGUUCAGAUUUUGACGAAGACUAAGGUACUUGUGUUUGAGGUGGCAGUCAAUAAGGUUGGAUGGUAUUUUUGAACAAAGUUAAAUACAUACAUCCUUUAUCCUGUCCUAAAAAAACAGGGCAUGUAUACCUUUUCGUCAGUUAAUUCAUUAUAGACAAACAGAAUCAUGUGUUUUCUUUUCAUUUUUAGUCACACCCAGCCAAAGUCUACUUAAAUGAAAAGUUUGUUUGCCCUAAUAGGCAGUGUGUGUUUACAUUGGUACAGUUCGCAGGCGUCUUCCAGGCACAGUCGGUCUUUGAUGGUUGGCCUUUAAUCACGAGGGUUAAUUGUAAAUAUGUUUGAAAUAUGGCUCUUUUUUAUCUAUGUGCUCCUUUUUUCCUAGAGACAUCUGCCACUGACUGGGGGCCUGCCUUUAAUCCCCUUUCACGUUAUUAAUCUUAUCCUGGUCCCGGGAGUUGUCAUGUGUGGCACAGGAAAGAGAAAAAACACAGAGCAGAUCAUAACACAGGCCUCGUGUUUGCCGUAGCAUAUGGCCUGAGAGAGUUAGACAAACACAGCAAGAUUUGUCAAAGAUGUCAAAAAUCCAUGCGAGGCUAGAGCUGUGUGUGUUUUCCUUCCUUUCUCAACAAUUUUCUGAAUUAAGUCAUCUUGAGCUGUAAUCUCCUUUGUCUGCUCCUGAUCAAGAGAGAUUACCGCUCGAUAAAUAUUGUUUAUCUGGUGAAAAGCAUUACAGAUCCAGGCUUUUAUUUUCUGCAUGAAUCACACUUCACAGUCUGAUGAGACACAUUCUUGGAGGAAUACAAAGGAAAAUCAUUUCAUGUCAUUAUUUAGAGUGUUAGUUCAGGUUAUCACGGCAAUUUCCACGGUCAGGUCCCCAUUUCUCUGUUGAUUUUGUGUUGCGUGGAAACACAGAUAUGCUUUGGGGCCAGCUCUCUGAGAUGUCAAUACCCUGAAAAAAAACAAGCAGGCAGUGAUGAGCAGCCCCUUUCGAAGCGAUAACUCAUGAAAUGUUACAUGACACACUCUCCUGGAAUAUUAUCCCACUGCCAGCCUCCGGGCGAUUGGCUGAGUCUUAACAUUCUCCUUUCAUGGACUUGUACAUGAGGGAGAGUGUGCAUCUUGCCACACUGGUGGGAAUCCUAAAAUAAAUGUAGCAAGUGGCUCCCAACCUUCAUCACCACUCAACUGAAAAUGAGAUCUUUUUCCCAGUCAGCUCUCUCCAUGGCCUAUUUUGGACCACUUGAUGGAUUGAAUGUACCACGACCACAGUUCAACUUAUCUUCCGGUCAUCAUUAACAACUAGAUGCCAGGAAGCACAAAGGCUCAGAGCUGAUUAUUUUUUUUUUUUAGUAGAAAUACUCAAAAACAUGUAUGAAGUAGAUUAAAAACAUCUUUUUCUCUACAGCAGUCAAACAUCUCAGAAGUAUGCUAUGGGAAACAGGCCAAGAGACAGAGAAUGAACAGCUGUGUGAGAUCUUAGUGUUUUACUUGUGCGCGAGUGGAACACAUGACACAAAGCAAUUACCCUACUUUGUACAGCAAUUAGUCGCUUUUUAGAAUAGCUCUUUCUGAUGUUUUUCCCUCAACUGGAGAUAAAUAUGGAUUGAAGGCAGAACUGUCUCAUUGAUUUGCGCUUCUCCUGUUACAGCUUCAGUAACAUCAGCUUAAGCCCAAUUACAGCAGAUUUGGUUUCUGCAGGGCUCUGCGGAGUGACUUCUCUGUUUUCUGUUCCUGAUCCUGGGUGUGGGAGGCAUUUUUUUCUGUCUUUAUUUAUUUUAUUAUUUUGUAAUUUAAGAAGGCGGGUCUCUUAGCAUAUUCACUCAUUAUUACAGGCUACGCGUUCACCAAAAGCGAGUGUUAACACUUUAAUUAAAAACGGAAUCAUAUCGCAGUGAAUUGAAAGGGAAAGCGUUUUUUGGUUGGCUUGUUUGUUUGUUUGUUUGUUUCCGUUGUCUUUCUGUUUUCCCCUGUGCAUGUCUGAGAAACCAUCUGCAUGGAACAUAAUUUUUCCAGAGCCAGAAACAUCAGAACUGUGAUCUUGCAUGUCAAUUGAUUUGUCUUAAUUAAAAAAAUACAUUAUGGUGAAAGGGAAAAAAUAAUGUAGAGACAGUGGGUGUGUGGGGAGUGUACUUGAUGUUCCAUGUGGAAGCCUUUCCUCAGAAAGUCCCAGAGCCUUCAGUGCUGCAUUUGGAUAGGACAUAACUUGAAGAUAUGCAAAGUAAAUCAAUAACCACAGAACGCGCCAUCUUUAAAGACAUCCCGGCCCUCUCCAUUGCAGCGUCUACAGCCCUCCCCAACUGCCAAUUGGCUCCUGCAUGUUGCAGCUGCUGCUUCCACAGAGAUAAAGUGACUUGUUGCUGAUUCUGUGACUGGUUUAAAUAAACACCAACCUGUUGCCGUACAUUUUUCCCCCUCCCCUUUUGCAGAGGUUUACCAGUAAGCAGGAUGUAAUCAGGCACUACAACAUGCACAAGAAGAGGGACAACUCUCUGCAGCAUGGCUUCAUGCGCUUCAGCCCUCUGGACGACUGCAGUGUCUACUAUCAUGGCUGCCACCUCAAUGGGAAAAGCACCCAUUACCACUGCAUGCAGGUACACCACGCAGACUCACACCUCCUCAUCCACCUACACGUGUAUCCACAAUAAACCCACAAAAACACACACAGUAGACAUGUAUGCACAUGAAUGCACACAGAUGGGAACAGAAAAACAUCUUUGAGUGCUUAAGCAUUACAUACAGUACAAAUAAGCCACAGCUCACUUAUGUUGGUAAGACAAUGUGAAAUGUAAUGCUGUGGAUAAAUGCAUAAUUCAUCAUUCAAUUUGCAUUCUAGAGCCACCAAACAAACAAAGUCGAUAGAGAACCAGAUCACAGAAAAUCUAAAUAGAUCCUUUCGCUUGGUCUUUAUCCAAAAGAACCAUUUUCAUUAUACAUCAAAAUAAAUUCAAAACUAGACAAAGUGUGUGAAAAUGAGGUUAUAAGCAUCGUUUUAGAGACAGUCCUCAGAUCUAAUAUGAGUCAUGGGACGUGUGGGGUUUUACUAUCACAGUUUACCUUCGUGUGUAAAACAGAGUUAGAGUGCUCCCCUCACCUAUUCUCUUUCUCACUCCUUAAUUGGUGUGGAUAAAAUUCUGUUGGGUGUUUAUAUAAACUUCACAUUUUUCAUCUUUUAGUACCAAGCAACCAGUUCAAGAUUACUCUCCCGGCAGGAUUUGUUUAAUUUUUUUUACAUCUGUUUAUUUUCAAUGUGUCAUUGCAAGGAGAGCUUCUUCACAGGCAGGGCAGCCGCGCAGCCGAGGAUGAUUUAAGAUAGAUUCUUUUUUAAACCUCUCUAACUGUGUCAUUGUUAUUAGAAUAUUUCAGCCCUUGUUUUAACAGUCCCUGAGAUUCUGCAGAUGUUGGCAUCGGGCUCUCUUGAUUUAGGAGGAAAAAAAACAGAGUGGCAUUUUUUUCAUUGUUUGACUCAAUAUGGAGAAGUUGCCCGGUUUGUACCGGUGAAAAGUACCAGGCAUGAUAUACAAGUGCUACUUUUAAUUCAAACAAUACCUGUUUUUUCUCUCGGUUGGCUCUGAGUACCAGAACAUUUUUAAACUAAAGACCAAGACAGGCACAUCACGUCAUCAACUUUCCUCAGCCCCCCAUCUUUAAAAUUUGAUGCAAGGUAUACAUAUUAGUUUCUGGUGGCUGCGGUGUCACAUUCUAAGUUUGUAUUUCAUUUUCUAUGUGGCAGCUUUGUCAGGAAGGUACUGUAGUUUCAGUUGCCUGCUGAGACCCCCGCCUUAGUCACUUUAGUUUCAUAUUGUCGCAAUCAGAAUCAGACUGUUUUUAGUUGACAGGUUUGUCUUGGAACUUUCUCUCAUCUCUGGUGUGAAUUAACACAAAUAAAUCAUGAAUGCUAGAAACAAACAACCUUCCUUUACCCAUUAUUAGGCUGCUAGCAUUUUCUAUAGUUCUCAUGUUUCAUUUGUCACAUCUCCUUUUUUUGAAGUUGCUUUCUUUUCAAACCUGCCUUGCAUACUCAUGCCUCGUGUCUGAUGUGAACUGGGGUCUUAUUUUUGAUUGUCAUGCUUUUUUGUGCUCUUCAGGUGGGCUGCAGCAAGGUGUACACCAGCACCUCCGAUGUCAUGACCCAUGAAAACUUCCAUAAAAAGAAUGCCCAGCUGAUCAAUGAUGGCUUCCAGAGAUUUCGUGCCACUGAGGACUGUGGCACAGUGGGGUGUCAGUUCUACGGGCAGAAGACUACACACUUUCACUGCAGGUGAAUGGGCCUGAUGGGGUUGAUUUUCCUUUACAUUAUUACCAUCUAUCGUUACAGUAUUUUUUUAAAUGAUUAUUUUGAUCAUUUUGAAAAAUACAUUCAAUUUGAUAAUUUUACAUGAAGCCCUUGGCUUGAAGAGCAUAAAUCACAAAUCUUUUAACAGUAGAUUUAGAGGAUCACUUGGUUAAUUCAUCAAACUCCCUCCCUGGAGUGUAUCCCCCUAGUAUAGGCUGCAGGUAGUGACGUAUCAAUGAGCUGCUGCUGCUGUGUUACGGAGCUGGCUCAGCUAUCAUUCUUUCAUUGCCAAUCCUUACUGCACCGAAGUACUGAAGUGGCUUCGUAACAGAGCAACAAAGCUUAUUAUAUUUUCCUUUUAUUUUCUACUCUUCUUUUCAGGCGCCCUGGCUGCACAUUCACCUUCAAGAACAAGUGUGACAUUGAGAAGCACAAGAGCUACCACAUCAAGGAUGAUGCCUACGCCAAAGAUGGCUUCAAGAAGUUUUAUAAGUAUGAGGAGUGCAAGUAUGAAGGCUGUGUGUACAGCAAAGCCACCAACCACUUCCAUUGCAUCCGCUCUGGCUGUGGCUUCACUUUCACCUCCACCAGUCAGAUGACCUCCCACAAACGCAAACAUGAGCGCCGUCACAUCCGCUCCUCUGGUGUCAUGGGCCUCCCUUCCUCCUUUCUGGCGCCGAAGGAUGAGCCAGAGGAAUCAAGCAACGAUGACCUGAUGGACUUCUCAGCCAUUAGUAGCAAGAACUCCAGCCUGAGUGCCUCGCCGACCACCCAGCAAUCCACCACUGUACCACAUCUAUUGGCCACACCCACCACUGCAGUCUCCUCCUCCCCUACAUCAGGCCACACCCUCAAACCUGCCCCCUCGCUGCCUAGCGCAGGCCAGCGUAUGUCCAACCUGCUGUCCCAAGCCCUGCCCAGCAACAUGCCGGUGGCCCUCGCUCUAACCAACAGUGGACUGGCCGCCUCCAACCCAUUCUUCCCCCUCAUGCCCCGGCUGCCUCUACAACCACCUCCGCCAGCCGCAAGCCUGAUUUCAACUGCCUCCUCUGGGUCCCACUCCAUGCCCACAGACUCCCUGACACAAGGGUGCUCCACAGCAGGAGCAGACGGUGCCAUGGCAUCUACCCCAACCUCCUUUGCUACCGCUUCCAUCAUGGAGAAGAUCUCUGCAAGCAAAGGCCUGAUAUCACCCAUGAUGGCCAGACUGGCAGCUGCUGCCCUGAAGCCCUCCCACAACCCAGACAUAGGUCAGUCACUUCACAUUUAAGAUUUAACUUUCAACAGAAUUCAGAUUAAUAAUUCUUAAAAAAUUGAACUUUUAAACAUUUGAUCAAACUGGAAGUAAAGAUGAGCUUUUCUUUGUUGCCCCACUUAGAAACAGGAAUACUGACAUUUUGGACAAGCAAUAACCCUUUGAGUAAAGUCAGCAUACAGAAAGAGUAUAGUGCAUGUAUUCCAAAAGCCACAUCCUUUUUUUUUUUGUCGGUGAGGACUUCACUCAGCAACAGUCAGAGAGGAGUGAGUGCACUCAGAGGUCAUUUCUAUCACUAUCCCACAGUGGAGAAAAAGCCAGAAAAAACGGCUGCUUUCAGGCUUUAAGGGACAUACCGGAGGCAUGGUCCUCUGCUCUCGGCUUGUUAUUGUGUUGAUCGUUUGUUAGAUACCCACAAUCCAUUUGGAGAUAAAUGCGCUGACAGGGGAGAGUAGAGCCUGUAAAAGUCUCUUAUGAUGUUCAGAGUGGGGGCUCCUGGGGCUUGUGUCGAACAUGUUUCCUCAUCAUUGGUCUCUUAUCUAUGUCUGCGCCCGUUCCAAGCAAAUGGAGGUGGAAUGAAAUUAAGUUCAGAAAUUGCGAGAACAAAAAAAAAAAAGUUUUUUUCCCCUUUUCUGUAUCCGCUAUGCAAACUGAUAAAACAACAGGAAUCGCUCAGGCAGAAAUGACUCAAUGCACCCGAGCUGAGGAAGUUUUUUUUUAUUCACUGAUACAAGAACUCUGACACACUUGCAUGCAUCAGUAAAGACACAAUUUUUGACUUUCUCGAAACCUUCUGUUUGCACCAAAACAUGUCAAUAUCUAUUUAGCAUAAACACAAUUCACAUAAAUUUUGGAGGUAAUUGCCUUGUCUUUGUUUAUCAUACGACUCUAAACAAAGCUCCUGGAAUUGAAAAUGAAGUUAAAGCAUUAAAUUGAUAAUGCACUGCAGAGCACAGUUUUGCAUGCAGUAACAGAGGGGCCUCCUGUGCUGAGCCUGAGCAGGUGGGGUGCAGAUUGUAAAUGGGGGAGCAUCUCCGGAUGUUGGGACUGGGAAGGAUUACAAUUCCUAGUGGUGUUCCUGGAGCAGGACAGGCCCUGGGAGAGAGCUGGGGCAGCUGCUCCAGGGAGCUGAGCUGAGCGCAGGCUGUCAGGCUGAGCUCCACCUCUGGGCUUCCAGCAGGUAGUCUGAACACUGGGAAGGCCCCCACUGAGGGUGGGGCCUCUACAGAUGGUGCCUUCUUCACCACCCCUCCUCUUGUCUCACAGAGAGGCUGAAUUUCAGAUCUCUCUGCUGUAUAACAAAGCUGGUUUCAAAUAAACCUCUCCACCUCAAAACUAAAGCCAGAACAUAAAGUUCAGUGCACUUGUAGCUGUAGUUUUGUUUCUCUUAUUUGUUUCAUGAAAUGUGUGAACAGGACAUUUGGGGCUAAAUUGAGGAGGAAGUGGUUUGUGCUUCUCUAUCAAAAAGGUGUGAGAAAAGUUUCUGUGUUUGUGGCUAUUUUUCACACAGUAAUUUUUUCACAGGGUUGUGAAACUUCACCUCUAUUGAGGUGAAUUUUGCAUUUUUCCUGUUUCUGCUUUCUGUAUAUUCUCAGUAGUAGUUCUUUUCAUUAUUAUUACAAGUGUUCCGCUCUAAUUUACCCCUAAGUGUUUUUGCAGAGAUUCAAGCAUCUGAAGGGUUUACUAAUUAGACACACAGUACAAAUGAUCUUUCACUAGCUCUGUAUCUUAUCCAGGGUAAUUACACGGUGAUACAUUAUUCCUGGAUAAUUUCCAGAAAUAAGCUGCUUUGAGUCAAAGCCAUUUGUUCUCCCUCUUUUGGAAGUGAAUAGAAAAGAAAUCACUUCAUGGUGUUCAAGAAAAUGAGAGACUUUUGUCUUUAAAUCAACCUGAAAUCAUCUGCUUAUCAUUUUAUGCUGUAAAGGAAUGUUUUAAUUCUACCGGUGAUCAUGUGUAGAUCACAGAGCAAGUAGCAACUCAUGAUAUAAUGUGCUUUCAUUUGGUCUUAGACUUGAUUUAAUUGUCAAUGACAAGGGAGGAUCUGUCUGGCUAGUUAAUUUUGGGUGUACUCACAUGAAGUUGGGGGAGGGAGAGAGUGCUGGAUAGAGACUUGGUAAGCAUUCAUUGACCUCAAAGCUCAAACCAGACGCAAAAUUGUUUGACUGCUGUUUUGUUUUAGCCCCACCCCAACCCCACCUCCAGCCCUUCCAACCUCAGCCUUUGUCAAACUGAACUGACACUGACACUGACACUUCCCCAUCUCUUAGCUUUCAGCUGACAAGGCCCAGGACUGGCUUUUCUACUCCUAUUCUCUUUGAUAUGUCUUAGGGUUAUCUUGGAGCAGGGGGGAACUCUGCUCAGUUUUCCCCUUACAUAGGCUGGCCUUGUUUUCUCUGGAGCAAGAAAAAGGAGAGAGGCCUUACCAGGCUGAGGGCCAAGGGCAUACACUUGGUUGACCAUGACCUUGCCUGUCACUAUCCCUCAGCAGCAGCCACCUAAACAACAGAUUCCUCACCAAACAGAUCAGGGCUGCUGAUGCUCUCCAGCCUCACGGCAUCCUAGAGGCUACACCAGGGUCACCCCUCCUAUUUUUUUAAAUAAAACAGCACUUAUUGUCUGACAAAAGCCCGGCUUUCUCUUUGUAGCCCCAGGACAAAUUAAUAUUUAAUCCCUGGGGGAUUGGGGGAUGGGGCAGAAUUCACCUUCCUGUCAGCAUUUUUACCCCAAGUCAUCCCCUGGUCUUUAUUUAUCUCAUUUCAAUCCUGCUGUCCUCACACACAGCAUCCACUGAAUACCUAUUUGGAGGAGAAUGUGAUCGAGAGGUCACGCUAUUUGAACCAAUCUGAUUGGCUGUCAGCUCCAAUCUGACCGACAUAGCACCCCUGUUCCUUGUGGGUACGCUCAGUGGCACUGGCUGCCGUCCGUUGUCAGGCCAACAAGGAGCCUUGGAAGGUGGGAAGGGAGGGGGGUGGCCAAUCUAAGACUGCCACUUUCCCUCAGCAUUAGCAUCUCACUUAAUGACCAGUUAAGAGGCAGCCUGGCAAAUGAGUUGUGACAAGUGCUGCAGAAAAAGGAGUCUUUUUCCCUCAUAUCUCCCGCCUCUCAAUCACCAUUUAAAAGGUUUGACGGCCUGACAUAAUUUCGCAAUAAUUAUCACUCCGAGUAUUCUUUUCGGGCCGGGACAGAAGUCAGAUUGGAUCUCGUCAUAGCAUAAUAAUGCUGACCAACAAUAACUUUGUUGUCUCUUCUCUCCUCUGCUUCUUGAUCCUCAGGGAAUGGGAAGUUGGCUUCAGCCAGCCAGUUCAAUCUGGUUCAAGUGAAGCAAGAGCCUGUGGAUACCAACUCUGGGGCCUCCCAAGACUCCACACAGGAACACAGCCUUGACCUGAGCAAAAAGGAUCACAGGUACAGAGCUGCACGGCACAAAGGGGGGUACUGCUGUGCUAAAAUUAUCCAUGUCAAAUUCAUCAAGUACAUUCAUUUCAAUUAACAAGAAAAUAUUUCUCUCACUGACAGUGGACAGACAAAUUAAUACUAGCAAUUAUUAAUUUAAAAAAUACCUUGUUCUUAGGCAUCUGUGUACAACUAGAAAACCCACAACAUAUUUCUCCUUUUUGGAGCACCAAGGAUGUUUAUAUAAACCUGCAUCUCUAAUCAUCCCUCCAACUCACAGUAGAUCUUAUUUCUUAAGAAGACAGCAUUUUUCUUCUUCAUUAUACAGGCACACCUUGUGUGAUAAAUAGUAAUAUUUACUGUUCUCAUGCAAAUCUUGACUAAACAUUGUUCAUUUUCCUUGUUCCAGUAAUGAAUCAAACGGACACCUUGUACCAGGGAAUACAUCUCUUUUAUCCUCGCUUAUGAAUAAGGUAAGAUCCAUCCAUCAAACGCCUUUCAUCCAAAGACAAAUUAGCGGGACACGGAGGGGCCUGUUUGUUUUUUAAUGUUUCACCGCUAAUAAGAUGAGUUUGUAUCAUUUAAAUUUUCCAGCCAUUUUUCAUACAGUGUAAUUUUCACCGCACCUCUCACAAAUUAAUAUAAUGAAGCAGUAGCUGGGUGCCAUGCCAGAUAUAUAGAGAUGUUUGUUUUUUGAUGAGCUGUUUUGAACUCGCCGUCCAUUUUUUCUCCCCCUUUAUACUUUUUCUUCCCCUGCCUCGCUCCACGGUUAUUUAUAGAGUUUGUAAAUUAUUUGAUUAAAAAGUCAGAGGGGGAAAAAACAGGAAGGCGCUACCCUCAUUUUUUACCAAGUCUAAAUGGUAGCGUAUGAAAAUUUAAACGAGUAUUUAUUUUUGUGAAGAUUAAAAUGGACAUUGUCCUUAUCAUAAAUCUUGUCUGAUUGAUACAAAUAUGCCAGGUGGUUUCCAUCACACUGAUGAUGUAAUGGCACACAAGCCUCCAUUUUUUUCUUACCCAUGCCAACUUAUCAAGACCUCCUCUCUCCCCUCCCUACACAUGUCGUCUUUUUAAACUUUCCCCAGGAGAGCUUUUCUUGACUGAUGCUCUUCUUAUAGCGGUCAUAAAAGCCAGACAGUGAGGGAGCACGCAGACCUGUUGUCCAACAGCUCCUUGUGUCAUGUCAGCUUUUGGGGCUUUGAGUCUAGCCACCAUUUCACACAAAAGGGUUAACAGUCUCUCCCGGAGGAUGCUUGGCAAACAUGCUUGGCCUGCUCUCAAGCAAAAUCCUGGAUGUUUGUAAAUCUGGCAGCACUUUAUUGCUUUGCCAAAUGUUUGUGUGUGUGUAUGAUUUAACUCUCACACUUUCUCUAACAAAUGCAACUGCCCAGCCUACGUAUGCUCAGCUAACGCAGCAGCUGGUUGUUUAUCUCCGUGUCUCUUUGUAGAUGUCACAGGUGAACCCUGCCCUGUUCAACACCAUGAACCAAAAGAUGGAGCUGGAGGCGAGCCAGGUCAGCAGCACCCCAGAGGCUGCACAUUAUCUGAACAGCGUGCUGAAGAGGCCCAUGGCAGAAAAACCCACUGAGAUCUGGAGGAAAUACCUCCGCAGGUACAAAGUGUAAAGAUGAUCAGAAAGCUGCUGUAGUUUCAGCCGCUUUGUUAUGUGUGACGGGUUGACUUCAGUCAUGGGAAAACAGAGUAAUCAAAUGUAGCUGGAAGGCCUUUUUUCUGUGAAUACUACAAAGUGCAUGAAGUCUAUCUGGAAACCCCCAGAGACAUAAUAAAUUUGGUUUUACGAGAACUUUUAAAAUGACUAUCAGACCUAAAACAUUUACCAUCAGAUAAGAUCAUCGACCAGUUAUCCUGUUAUGUGCUGAAUUUUUCAGAAAGCAGUGCAUUAACAUUCUGCUUUUAUUUCCUAUGCCAGAUUUGACACAGAUGACUUCUGUGAGGCUCAGUGUGACUUCCUUCAGAAAGUGCAUUUUCACUGCUUGGUAGAGGACUGUGGUGCACUCUUCAGUACUGUGGAUGGGGCCAUCAAACAUGCCAAGUGAGUUUCACUGUGUUACCUUAAAGUUAACCUUCCUCCCGGGUUAGCUUUUACCACACACCCACUAUGCUAAGGGUCAGUUUCGAUCUGUGUCUUAAAUCAGCUGUAAACUACACUCAAAACAAUUCCCUAUCAUCCAAUUUGGUUCUCAUCUCUAGGUUACCUUGCUAGGCUUCAUUAUCCAUGAAAAUAUUGCUGAUAAUAUUUUUUGUUGUGGGCCUCUGGGCCUUUCUUUGUCAGUAUACCCACAAACAUCUCUACUAAAUUGAUCUCAUACGUCUGGACAUGCCUGACAUUGUUUUUAUUUGUGCAGGGAAAAAGACAGCAAAAUAAGAAUUUCCUAAAUCUGACAUGAUUGGAAGAGGAUCUGACUGUCAGUGUGGUGCCUGACAGUUCACUUAUGAUUUUUGUUUUUGCUCCUAUCAUUUGAUAUUGAUCUAACCGGGUCAACAGUGACCCUAACACAACAAGUGCCAUAAUUUUAAUAAGAGCAUUUUAUAAUUUAUUUUAUAUAAUUUUUUAUUUUUAUUUUGUUGAGAUAGAGGCUCCUGACAAAGUCAAAAAGUCUUGAUGCAAAAAAGCUAAUUUAUGUGGUUCUUUUAAGAAAUUAAAAACAAAAACGGGUCGGUGCAGACCCUAACACAGAAGGAGGGAUAAAAUAAUUAUAAGAAAAGUUCCCCUUCCACUUAUUUUGCCCUUUGCUUUGCUGAUUAAUCUAAAAGUGUGUCUCCAUCUGAUUUUUUAGUUUCCACCUCCGAGCCACCUUGAAAGUCAAGUCAGAGCCUCAGUUCGGUGAGGGCAAGGACAACAGUGAGGGAGCACAGCUGCAGCCUGCUGCCCCUGUCUCGAUUGCCAACAAUACUUCUGUGGAUGCUGCGCACCUCACCUCUUCUGGUGGCUACAGCUCUCCUCCUCCCUCCCUCCUGGCCUGGAAGCAGCUGACUGGCAGCAUCCCUCAGAUGCCAGCCUCGAUGCCCAACCUACCAGCUAACUCCCCUUUAGCCACCACUUCCCUAGAGAAUGCAAAGCCACAAGUCAAACCUGGUUUCCUGCAAUUCCAGGAAAAGUAGGUGGACAUAUAUUUGUAUAGAAUAACUUUAUUUUACGGUAUGCUGAGGUCUCAGAGUCUAAUUGAGCCGUAUCAAUACAAUAAUGAUUCCUGUUUUUAUUUAUGCAGUGAUCCCUGUUUGGCUACUGACUGUAAGUACUCAAACAAGUUCCACUUUCACUGCUUGUUUGGGAAUUGCAAGUAUGUGUGCAAGACAUCUGGCAAGGCCGAGUCCCACUGUUUGGACCACAUCAACCCCAACAACAAUCUGGUCAAUGUCCGUGACCAGUUUUCCUACUACUCUCUCCAGUGUCUGUGUCCCAACCAGGUGAGUGUGGCUUUAGAACUGAGCCAGGAGCUGAAUCACCAACUGUCAUCCUGCAGAGUUUUCUAAGCAUGAAGUAUGCUAUCUAUUAGACCAGUGUUUGAGGUUAUUUGACUCAAGGCUUUCACAACCGCUGCUCCCCAUCUUCCAUCUCUGCUGAAAAAGACAGUUGACUCACCCCAGUAAUGCCUGUUUAUAUGUCAAUGAUGUCAUUUUGACUGCCGCAUUCUCCUCUCAGAAAAGGCCAAUUUAGCUGAUAUUACCCAAUAAAUCAUUGUCACUCGCACAGUAAACAAGGCUGUCUGGAAUAGGGCAAAAAUCAGGGGAAUGCUCCGCAAAUGAAACCUAAAUGGCAGCCCUUGCCUGCUCUCAUGAGCCCGUAUUUGGAAAACCGUUUAAAUGAAUUCAUUAAUGUGUUGAAAAUCACCCCUCUCACAAAAAGUCCCCCUCGCUCUGCCUCCCCCUCCUUCUCCUCCUCCUCCCCUCACCCCGUAGUCUCUUCAUUGCCUGAACAGAGCAGAUCUUAUUUUGCCCAUUCCUUUGGGAUCUGGGCCUCACAAACAGAUGGUGGUGUAGACAUGUUAGGAAGGAGGGUGUUUGUGGGAAGCCUGGAAAUAAAAAGUCAUCAUACUUAAAAAUGUGGGAUGUUCCAGCUGAGCUGUUGAUUAUGUUUUUCGGGGAAUUUGUGGGUAGUGUUCACUUUUGGUUUGCAUGAAAGAUUGGACGAUCAACUUCACUCUCAUCACAUUUGACUUAUGAAGCUGAACAAUUUUGUGUUUCUUUUUGCAGCAUUGUGAGUUCAGAAUGAGGGGCCACUAUCACUGUCUGCGGCCAGGCUGCUUCUUUGUCACUAACAUCACCACCAAGCUGCCGUGGCACAUCAAGAAGCACGAGAAGGCAGAGCGCCGCGCUGCCAAUGGCUUCAAAUACUUCACCAAGAGGGAGGAGUGUGGCAGGCUGGGUAAGAAAAUAAAAAGUGAUCUUAUAAGUUUGGAUUGCCUCCUGCUUUUUGACUUUUGUUUUCAGUACAUCAUUACAUAAGCUGCUCAUAUCUACGCUCUAGCUCUUGAUAAUAUUUUACCAGCAAAGAUGUGCUAAUGCGUGUUAAAUUGUGAAAGAUGUGGAUUGAUUUUUCUGUGGCCGUGUUUACAAAAGGACAGAGAACAGUGUUGGCAAACAGGGUGUAAUGCUUUUUUGGUUGUUUAAGGGGCGUGAAAAAAGUCUGCCUCAUAGGUUUUGCUGCUGUGUUUCGCUUAUUCACAGUGGCAUCUCAAGUCCCAGAGGUAGUCUUGCCAGUACUAUAUGAGCAAUAACGUCAAAGGGGGCAAUCACAUCCAGGUUGUUUUCUUCUUCCUUUUGCCCCUGUCAGAAAUGAGCAAUUAGGUUUGUGUUUGUUAAUUAUCCGGCUUGUCUGGUUUAGCCUGUUUGUGUUCUGAAGCUGCGCCUCACAGCCACUGCUGCCAUCACACAGAAAUGAAUUAAAAGUGAUCUGUUUUUUUCAGGCGGUUACACAAGCUUUUCAAAACGCAGAAACAAAGCAAACAAAAACAGGCCCUAAACAGCUGUUUUUUGUCCCCAGCCUGAUCUGCCAACUGUAUUGUUUGGGCGCAGGGAAAAAAAUAGAAAGGAUUACCAUCGCUUGCACUCCAGUCAUAAAGAAUUGAUGGGUUGCCAGUAUCCAUGGCAGCGACAUUAAACUGAACACUGCUGAUGAUGUUACCUGGUUUCUGUCUCACAAAAGGCCCGCCGUGUCGCGGGGGUUACUGUUAUUUGCUCAACUUUGCGUGUUUAAAAUGUUGUGUGUGCAAAAGCUAUUUGAUGACACAGACGUGUUGUGCUCUUAAACUGGGUGCCAUGGUUACUGACAUGCUAGCACCUGCCCAGCAUGUUACUCUUUCAAUUAUUUCUGCCUGCUUUUAUAUAAUGGUAUUUGAUUAACAGGCACAAAACAGAACAUUCAUUUAAUUUGAAAUCAUAAAGCAAUUAGAGCUAGACCUGUUAAAACACAAGAAAAGAAGAGAAGAAUAUGCAGUAGACAGCAGUACAAUGGAGAACAAAAGGGAAAAUGACAACAGAGAUACUUUGAAAAAUGAAUUUAAUAUGGUAAUAAUUGUAUAUUUACUUUGGUUUGCAGGGGUGUGUGCAUUAUUGGCCCACAGAAAAUGAGAAUUUAUUUAUGUAAAUUCCUAAUUGAAUAAAGCAUGUCAGUGUAAUAAAAGAGCUCCACAGGUUUAGUGCACAGAAGCCUUGACUUGCUCAGUGUGACACUGGAGUGAUCUAAUAUUCCUCCUACAUGUACACUCGGAAACACUUUGAAACCCGAUCCCUCUUUUGUCACAGCCAUAUCAUAAAAUUAAGGAAAACUAAAAAUAUUUCAGUUUGUGUUUGAUCUAAUCUGUACACCCUCUCCCUGAUGAUAUUGCCUUUAGUGGAGAAGCUGUUUUUCAUAUGUCUCUCGAUGACUCACGGAUAAUUCAAUCUGCAAAGGGAGAGUUUUACUGCAGCUUCUGGUUUUUCUUUGCGCAGGUUGUAAGUAUAACCAAGUCAACAGCCACUUUCAUUGCAUCCGUGAGGGUUGCCAGUUCUCCUUCCUGCUGAAGCACCAGAUGACCUCACAUGCCCGCAAACACAUGAGGCGGAUGCUGGGAAAGAACUUCGACAGAGUCCCAUCCCAGGUACAAACAUUUGACACAUGCCGUUCAGAAAAUGGUAAUUAUCUGAAAAUAUGAGCUGCUCACCUCCAGGUGUUGAAUAGUGAUGAAGCCAAACACCACACACCCUUUUUUACGAGUCUAAUGAGCUGUUUAUGGUGCGUAUAUAUUUUAGAUCUACUUUCCCAGGCCUUUAGACUUAUUGAUUUGUUUUUUCUACUUCUCACUGUAAAAACUCUGACAAUGUUAAAGAGAAAAAAAGGGCAUGUAAAUAGAUUUGGUGAAAAAUACAAAAAAAAGAAGACUUUUUACAAACAGUGCUCAAAGAAUAGAUGAAAAUAAUUUAAAACCAAAUCAAUCUUUAAGUUUAUUGAAAUUCCAAAAAUUACUGAUUACUGAUUAAAAUGUCCUUUUUUGUUUUAGUAUUCACUGCUCAAAUAUAACAUAGUUAAGUUUUGUCUUUUUAUUUAGAUUCUGGAUAUUUUUAUUAUGCUUCAUUUUCUUUGUCUGAAGAGAAAAAGAUUAUUUGGUUUAAGUAAGGACAAAAAAAACAAAAAACAUUGCACUCAACCCAAGGGUGAAUCAUGAUCUCUUUUUGAUGACGUUUAUUUCAGGUGUUUUUUUAAAGAAACCGCAUUGGUACUUCAUGUACCUAACGUGAAUGUAGACAUGUGGAUAUUCUUGUUUUCUUCUCUUGUUUUGAAGCUUUAUUCUUUCAGAUUCCUUCCGUUGUCAUCAGAAAUAGUUGACUGUAUGCCAAGAGCCAACACCUGCAUUAAUGACUACAUUUAUGCAAAUACUUUAAUACAAACAUGCUUUUACAAUGAGGGUCAUCUGUUUCCAGGUGAUGCCCCACGGUCAGAGGGCAGAUGAGAUGCAGCAUGUGACCGGCAUGAUAUCUGGGCACGUAGCAGCCCAGUCCGGCUUUUCCUCCAACAUCAUGGAUGAGACUGAUGAUUACAUGGACUACAUGGGAGGAGGUGGCAGCCCCUUGGGCCUCUCUUCCGAGUCCUCCAACCAGGACCGGAGCUGCACUAGCACACCUGUAGGCCCUGAUGGUUCCCCAGCAGGUGAGAGACCGUAAAGAGCCCCCUCCCCAAACACCUGACAGGUGUCUGAGUGUCAGCAUGGAGGUCCCUACAAUAGUUUCGUGAGGAGUGCAGUCUAAGUUAUGUCACCCCUACAUUCUGCAUCCAACAUCAAGCUUUACGCAGCCGAAACUGCAUUACCCAAAAAAACAGCUACUUGUCAUUUCCUCCAUUAUUCAAUCAAGAACUUCAUGAUUACCUAGUUUGACACACAGUCAGAAGCAUAAUGACACAUCAGUCAUAAUUUAUGAGCCCGAUGACAAUGUUGUAUUCUUAUGUUCUGAGUCAUAGAUAACAUAUCUUGCAGUUUGCCUGGUCAUCGUCAUAAAACAUCCAUUUUGCACAUCAGUACUUUGAGUUAUUGCACUGUGUGUAGCUUAUUACAUUUGCCUUUGGCCAGAGAUCAUCCCUGUGGCUUGAUGUCUACUUUAGUGCUUUAAGUGGGCUGAAAUGUGGGACAAAAGAGGGCAGAGGAGAGUCAGCCUCUCUUCCCUCAAACCUGCUGAAUUAAAGGGUUCCCCCCUUUGCUUUUUUCUAAAUCUGAGCCUGUCUUUGAUAAUCACAUUUCUCCACGUGUUGCCAAUUUUAUCCACUACUCUCAUCACUGUUGUUUUGGCCGGUGUUUGGGUUACUUGUCUUGAAUGGGCCUCAUUUUGUAUCAUUCUCUUAUCUUUUAUCUUUCCCUUUUUACCUCCCAUCCCUCUGUGUGUGUAUGUGUGUGUGUGCGUGACUUGGCCCUUGUUUUUCGUGUGUGUACCUGGCUGUGUGUCUCCUUCCCCCUUGUCUGUCCUUCACCCUCUCUGGUCAACCUGUCUCUCCAGGACAAGGCUACCCCGCCACCACUUCUGCUCCUACCACCCCUGCUGACACUAGUGCUACCCAAAAUGCACCUACUUCCUCCCCUCCUCCACCUCCUCCCCCACCUCCUCCCCCUCUUCCCUCCGCUCCUCAGCCUGGCCUCCAGUCCCAGGCCCCAUCCCUCUCUCCCGCUCUCCUCCGACCUCCUCUCCCCUCACUCCCAUACCUCCUCUCUCCAUCCUGUCUGUCAUACUCUCUGCUCAGCGCCUCUCUGGGAGCCACUCGGAGUGUUGUCAUGCCAACCAACACACCAGCUUUCAGCCCCAUCAUUGCCACUCCGUCUCCGGUUAAAAAUGACGUCCCUAUAGUGCAGGAUGCUGCAGGUACUUAUCCCCGGCGCAAACCAACACUGCAGCUGUCACUCUCAAUUGAGUCUUCUGCAGCAUUAACUGUGUGAUCUCUGCACUAAUGUUGUGGAAAGAUGAGAAAAUAUAAGUGGCUUUCCAGCAUGCAAAAGACAACAUGAAUGUAUUAUUGAUGAAAUGUGCAUUCUUACUGAGUGUUAAAUUACUUCUCUUAUACCUUAGUCUGUGUCAGGGUUAGUAUUUUGGUAUUCGGCACCUGUAGUAGAAAUCCCGGGCCUUGUUUGGCUUCCAUUAACAAGGCUACAUCAGCAGCCUCUUAUUUAAUCACGCCUCAAGUUUUAUCGAGGCCCACCGCUUCCUGUCUAGCAGAACAGGGAUCACAUCAUUAGCAGUGACCCCAGGGUGUUGCAAAAGGUGGGUGCCCCUAAUAAAACAACAUGGAGAUAAGAGGGUCGGUUAAGACCCACAGCUCCGCCUCUGUUUGGAGGCAUGAGACACCCUGUAAAAGUGUCAUGUUCCAAAGUCAAUCUGUCAUUUUCCCCCUCCUUUAAUCAUUCUUGGAAUUAGGAAGAAAAAAUUGUGGCUCUCUGUGCUUACUCAGCUGUGAACCACUUCUGGCUGAGUAAGGUUGCACAUUAGAGUUUGAACCACGGCAGUCUGGUUCUCUUAUUUGCUUGUAGUUUGUGGGUUUUACUUUGUGAACCAGCUGAUUGUUUUUUAAUGCACUUGCUCUCUCUCUUUCCUUUUCUUACAGGCAACACCAUCUCCAUUCCCACUGCCACUGGUUCAAAGAAGCGCUUCUGGAUCAUUGAAGAUAUGUCACCAUACGGUAAACGCCGCAAGACUGCCUCAUCCCGUAAGAUGCUUGAUGAGGGGAUGAUGCUGGAAGGCUUCAGGCGCUACGACCUGUACGAGAACUGCAAGGACUCUGGCUGCCAGUUUUCCCUCAAGGUGACCCACUACCACUGCACCCGUGAAAACUGUGGCUACAAGUUCUGCGGUCGCACCCACAUGUACAAGCAUGCGCAGCACCACGACCGUGUGGACAACCUGGUCCUGGAUGACUUCAAGCGCUUCAAGUCCUCCCUCAGCUGCAACUUCUCUGACUGCCAGUUUUCAGGCAACAGCACCCACUUCCACUGCUUGCGCUGCGGCUUCCGCUGCACCGACAGCACCAAGGUGACGGCCCACCGUAAGCACCAUGGCAAGCAAGACGUGAUCAGUGCUGCUGGCUUCUGCCAGUUCAGUUCCAGUGUCGACUGCGAAGUUCCCGACUGCAAGUACAAGCUCAAGUGCUCUCACUUCCACUGCACCUUCCCUGAGUGUAAGCACACCGUGGUGGGCAUGUCUCAGAUGGACUCCCACAAGAGGAAGCACGAGAAGCAGGAGCGUGGUGAACUGCCAUCUGUGUCACCCCAACAGGAAGCGGUGCACCACCUGGGAGGAGGUGUGUCUGUAGUCCCUCCAGUCUCUAUGGGCCUCACCACGUCUUCACCUGGAGCCCUCCAUGCGUUGUCCCACCCCAUCAACAGCAGCGCUCGCUCCAUGCUCUACCCAACAAGCAGCAUUGGGUCUGAGUACAACCACUCGUACCCACCUUCCUCCAUUAGCCUGGACAGCUCCCUUAACCUGGGCACCGACACCAGCAGUUCCCUGUUCUUCCUGAAGAAUGCAGCCGGUCUGGGUCUCAGCGAUUCUCUGGACCUCAGCAAGAAGAUGCACCCAGACACAGGCCGAACAGGCCUCAAGCCCUCAACCCCGCUUGGUCUGCCGGCAGCUCAGGACGACACUACAGGAACGUCUGGAGAGGCUGAGGAUGACCUGUCACCUGAGGAGGAGGCACAUGCAGAGGAGGAUGAUGAUGAAGAAGAGGAGGAAGAGGAGGAGGCAGAGGAGGAUAUCAACACUGACUCAAAUGAUGAUUCGACAGCAGAGGCCGAUGGUGAAAAGAACAAUGGCGAAAGUUUCAAUGCUUCCGUUAACCACACUGAUUCUUCCCAACUGGAAAAGCAUGACGCUGACCCGUGA